This is a messenger RNA of Xyrichtys novacula (pearly razorfish), 77473 nucleotides long. NCBI's taxonomy places the organism in Eukaryota, Metazoa, Chordata, Actinopteri, Labriformes, Labridae. The record is from the annotation of a GenBank genome assembly.
AUGGCUUUAUCCCCAGUGGAGUACACUAUAGGAGGGGUGAAGAUAAACUUCCCCUGCAAGGCUUACCCCUCCCAGCUGGCCAUGAUGAACUCAGUGAGUCUCAUCAUCCAUCCAUUCAUCCAUCCAUACAUGCAGUUAUUCAUUUCAUUCAUUGAUGUCUUGUGUAAUAGCACAUAUUGUAAUCAGUAGGUUUUGCAGUUUCGCCCAACAUUAUGACUACACAAACUAUUAUCUGAAACCCCCCAGUGAGCACUAACUAGAGUUUCAUUGUUGAUUUCAGGUCUAACUUGAACUACUUUGUGUCACUUCAGACUGCUGUGUGCUUUACCCUUUGCUGGAAACACAUAAAGCACUACAAGUGACCAAAUUUUACUUUGCGUCUGUGCUGUCUAGUAUUAUGUGCUCCUUACCUUCCUGUCUCUCUUACUUCCCAGGACUGAAGGAGAAUAGAGCAUCAAACUGUCAAUAAAUCACUCUACAGCUGAUCUACAGUGAAUCAAGUUAUCUGGGGCAGUAAAGGGGAGGGAAGCAGAUUGUUAUGAGACUGCUGAUCUGUUGUUAUUUGUUGGGUACUUCAUAGUUCCCGCAGGAAUUAAUGAGGGUGGGGCUGAAGAUUGUGACACUAUUUACUGUACAGGUAUCCAAAAUGACAACAGAAUGCCAAAUCAUACUUGAAAUAUAUUUUUUAACACAUCUCCAUACCUGCUAUUAUCAUGCAAUCUUUUGGUGUUUUUGACUCAAAUUUCUUUGGGAUUAUGUCUUCAAAUUUAGAGUUGUUCCUUUUCACAGUGUAUAUAUGUCUAAAUAUUGUCCACAGAUUGUACGAGGGCUAAACCAUGGACAGCACUGUUUGUUGGAGAGUCCAACUGGGAGUGGAAAGAGUUUGGCCUUGCUGUGCUCAGCCCUGGGCUGGCAGAAGUCUCAGCUUGGUGAGUUUAUUCUGAAUGAACAAGUGUGCAAUGUAUUUUUUUUAUAGCUAUUUUCAAACCAAUAAGAAAUGUCUGGUAUAUAGAUUGAUUGGAGAUUAAGUUUGUCAGUCUUAAAUAAAUUGUUAGAAAAUUUACAGCAUUGGACAAAAACAGUACUUUGUUUUACCUGCCAUUGGUGCAUUGGUGUUUGGGAAAGCAAAGUCACCUGUAUGCGCACUGAAACUAACAAGGAUGUUCAAAACCAAAACUCGCAUUUCGACAGGUAACAACUGCUCAACGAAAUCCAUGUCAGCAGAAUGUGACACUAGGAAUGAUAUGUUUCCUUCCAUUCAUAUAUGUUUUGGUCUUCAUCACUAAUGUUUGAGUUUGUGAACACUUUCUGUAUUUUUAAGGUGAGGUUUUCUUUUAAGUAGGUAAUACCCCUUACAGUUCUAUCUGUGUUUCCAUGUGUGACCACAGCUAAAUUACAACAAGGAGGGAGCCCUGGAGUGGACAAGGGCAAGCCAGAUAACAGCUCCGGAGACUGUAAGAAAACAGAUGUUACCCCCUGUCAGUGUGUGUGCCACAGCAAUGUCAGGAGGCCUGCAGCUACACCUGCAGCCCCACCUGCCGCCCCACCUGCCGCGAAACUUCCUGUUAUAGACCUCACUGAGUCAUCCUGCAAAGAUCCUGCAGAACCAGCAUCUUCAGCACCUGGGAAAAGUAACAACUUUUCAUUUCUAUGUUUCAGCUGAACAUGUCUGACAAGAAUGUGUUUUUUAGUGAUCUGCACAUAAUUUUCAUGUAAACAAAAGGGGUUGGCAGUGAAGUCUUCAGUGCACUUGUCACUUUUGCGUUGAACUCUUCUCACAUCGCUUGCUUGUAUAUGAUACUGGCUGCUGUAUUUGUGUUAUUUUAAUUUUGUUCAUUCUUUGUUUUACAGAUCCUGUACCAGAGGAUUCGCAGCCCAAGAAACAAUCCUUAGCUGCUCGCCUUUCUGAGAAGUUUCAGGCCUCCCUCAACUCUGAACGUGAAAGAGAUGAUGACUUCCAGCCUGACAGGAAACGCAUCCGUACUGCCGAGCCCAAGGUAGUCAUGGGAACUACAGAACAAAAGCUGUGAAUUCAUUUAGAAAGAAAAGCUGUCUUGUGACGUGUUUGUGGCACUUCUUAAGCAGCAAUGUUGUGGGUUAAAUACCAGCCUGGUGACUAAGUAUUGUUCCUGUAUUUGUUCCUCAGAGCCGUAAGAGGCAACGUUUGGAGCGGGGAGUGAUUUUCAUAGACGAUGAUGAUGAGCCAGAGGUGGAGAACGAGACUUCAGGUUUUUGUAGUGAGACAACAGAGCGCCCCAGCUCAGCACCUGCUCCGUCCUCAUCAUUCUUUGUGAGUACAGCCGUCCUUGCUCUUAUCAGUGGAACAUGUUCUUACAAUCAAAUGUUUGCUUUGUUGCUGUUGUUGUGAAUGGGUGUAUGACACCUUAUCCCUUAUCCAUUUAAGCUGGUAAACUACAUCAUAGGUCGAUUUAAACCAUGUUUUUUGUUGCCAGUCUAGGGGUUCACUUUCACCAUUAGGUGGCGAUAGAGUCCACAAAAUGGACUGUGGUUAAACUUUCUUAUGCGCUGUCCUAGAUGAGUCACAUUUGAACACUGCAUGGAUGCAUGCAUGUCUCUACAGAAACUUGUUAGUUUUACCAGGAAACUAAGAACAAGCUGAGAGGAAGCUUGUCAAGAUUGAAAUGAAACUCCACCUAUGGUGUUCCCUUGGUGAUUAGUCUUACAGUCUCCCCUUUAUAAAAAAAAUAAAUGUAAUAUAAAAUAUAUAUAAAAAUGUAUUAAAAAGAUAUAAAGAAAGGUAAGAAGAUGAAUGCAAAUGAAAACAAAUAACAUACCAAAAGCACAUGAAAACACCCCACUGAUGUUUAUGUAUUUGUUUGUAGCCAUACAGAUUAAAAGGAAGAUAGUGUAUGAGCUCACUUUAACAUUUUGUAAAUGUUAUUGCCCAAGUAAUCAACAAGAAUUAAUAACAAAUGUUGUCAUAAGAAAAUAUCAAAAAUCUUAUUCAUGUGUCAUCUUUUUGGUCAACAUUAAAAAACAGAGUGAAAACUGAAUAUGUAAGACAGUAACAUCAAUAAUAAAAUAAAAUAAUAAAAACCACAAUAGAACAGAAUAAUAAUUUUUAAAAAACGCACACCAUUAAAGAGAAGGCUGAUACAGGGCUUCCAGGGAUUAUAUUGAAGAGGACACAAAAUAUUAAACACCAAACACAAAACAAUUUAACACAACUAUGAACCAAAACUUCCAAAAAGAUAUAAUAAGAUGAAAACCUCCAAUGUAAAGUUUGAACCAAACUGAGAUUAAACUGUUUUGUUUUCACAGAGUAACCUCUCUAUUGUUUUAUUUGGCACUUUUUUUCUGAAAUUAUCAGAGUACAUUAGUGAAAAGAAAAGUGAAAGAAGUUCUUAAAACUCGAUAGAUAAAAUGAAAAGCUUUUGGAAGAUCUGAAAAUGUAUUAUGAUUCAGUGUUUUGGUGUGAGUUACAGGUAAUUAGUUUUUGGUCUUUAAAUGGAAAAACAGUAAAGCUGAGUCAUCAUCCCCUUCAGACAGCACCAAACCAGGUGGAUCUACAGUGUGAUUUUUAUUUUCUAGCUCCCAGAGAUCAACAUGUGGGACAUAAUCAUUAAAAAUGCUCAGCUGUCUUUUUUUCUGACUCACAGCUCACAGGAAUAGUUGUACUCUCUCAAACUGAGCCCAACCUGCCACAGGUGUGUGGUUUGGAUUUAGAGCCGAUGGUGGGAGGUGGAAAAAGAGGAGGAGGGAAAGUGAAGUCGAAAAAGCGCGUCAGGCUCUGGUUUCCCUGCAGCUACAUGACCUGGGCUCUUUUGUCCAGUGAGCGCUGACUGACGGCCUGAAUGGGCUUCUUUGAAGCAAGCUCCAGUUUUAAUUAAGAGGGUUUGCCUCGCCUGGGCCGCUGAUCUGUGAAAGCCAUGGGGAUAAAUAUUGAAUGGGGUUCACCCGCUGGUUACUGCGCCCGAGGGAUAAACAGGUGCUUCAGAGGGCAGAUAUUUGCCAGGGCCUCUACCUGCAUAGUGUGGUCGUAUCAGGAGGAGGGGGUGUUCGGUGUCAUGUCUUCCCAGGUAUUGGUUAUUGAAGCCCACCCUUAUUGGGGUGAAUUCCAAGCCCUCCAAAGCUGUGGAAUGAGGAGCAAAUUGGUGUCCAGUGAGAGGCGCCAGUGAUACCCAAGUGAUCCACUGCCUGCGGCCCCUUGCUGCCCUCCGACUGGCCCCCUGGAGUGUGAGAUUUCCAUCUCUCAGGUGUUGGCAGGGAACAGAGCAACAGAAGCCUACCUGUGAAUAUUCUGAGGUGUUCAGUAACACCACUGACCUCUGUUCUGUCUAUUCAAGAGAGCUUUUGCCACUGCAUACGCUUACACCUUGGUAAUGUAGGUGGAAACUUGGUAUAUCUGUUAACAUAUAAUAACAGAAGAAAACUGGUAAACCAACAUUAACGUAGCACAUGUGUUAAAUAUAUCUAGUUUAACUUCAUAAAACUUGUACUUAACUCGAGUCAUGAAGAGUAAAUCUGGGUCUAUGUCAUAGCACAAAAAGAUGUGUUUUCAGCAGUAUUGAUCAGUGUUUGUUCUCAUCACAUUAUAUGAUGAAAUUAUGCUGUGCAGUUGAACUGACCCAGGCCUGAGGAUAAAAGAGGGCUCAUCUGUUAACAUUUGGUUUAGCUAAAAUCAUUUAAAAGUGAUAGAUUGCAUUUGGGAAGAGGUACCGUAACACAAAAAAUAUAUCUCAUUUGGAUUUUAUAGUGGUAUGUCGGUUGCAGUAUGUGUUUUUUUAUAAGUCACAAGAAGCAUUAAAUGUGUCUCUCAUGCACUGAACUUUAUUUUGAUAAACCAGCAGUUUUUGUCGCCCUUUACUGAUAGUCUGGUCAGGGGCUGUGAGCUGAGCGGCAGCUAAAGAUGUUUGCUCUAGAUUGGGUCAGGAUUUCUUCAGUACACAUCAUUCUCCAUGUCUCUAAGAAGAGGGAAAAGUCUGAAGCAGUCUUCUCUUACCUGAAAUAAAUGGACCAGGUGAUUUAAACUGUAAAGUGGAAGUUGCAGGGGAAACUGUGAGUCUUUGGGCAGGAUGUCAGGGAGGGCUGCAAGCUGAGCUGUUGCCAUUGUUGCCUAGAUGUUGUUGACUGAAAAUAGAAGAGAUCUCAAAGGGAACAGUGACCACAUGACUUGCAGAUAAAUUGUGAUUUUCCACAUACAGGCAUGACAAAUGCAGUUGUUGUUGGCUGUUGUGUCAUUUCUGGUGUGCUAGUGUGAUUGACCAAUUAUACCUAACAAUACCAAAAGUAUUAUCAUAUUUAGAUACAUUUAAUCACCAUCCUUAAUACUGUAUAAUCUUUCUCUAGCUGUCAAAUAGACAAAGGAAGGGCACUCUCAUUGCUAGCAGCAGUAACACCAGUGGAAUUGUGGUGUGCUGAAAGAGCAGGUAUGUUCUUGUUGCGAGUAACGCUGGCGUCCACUUUGCCCCUUUUGCCAGUUAUCUACAUUCCUUUCCAGGGGGUGUCUGCUUCGGGCUGUGGGGCCAGGCUUGAAACCUUGUUGUCCUGGCAUCUCAGGGAGGCAGGCGCGUAAAAGGAUACUCUUGUGUCAGCUGUUUCCUGCUGCAGCUUUUGACAAGGGCCUCUAUUCUUCAGUGAGCCCUUCUACACUGCCCCAGCCCACCCUCCUCCCCCCACCUGCCAAUGAAUAAGUAAUUAUUGGCCAUCUUGGGGCAGGAUAUUUGGACGGGUCUGUUUAAUGUGGCAGCAGCAGGUAAGGUGAUCGGGCUCAGGGCCCAGGCUGUGGAGCGUAACUGUUCCGAGGAGAAAGGUAACCUGAACUGGUGUUGGGGCCCUGCAGCACCUCUGUUUGUUUUUCACAUGGGCUCAGGGCUCGUUAUCCCUCUUAACUCUGAGAGGCGGCUCUCUAAGGGCUCCCUUUGGCCUACACUCCAUCACACAUUGUAAUAUUUGAUGGGCAAACAUGCUCGGAAAAUCUGAGCCACCGGGAAACUCAAGCUGCUCGUCUGUCAUCAGAAGUGCUACCUUCUGAUCCCCAUCAUAAGCUACCAUGCGUGACAACGCAUACCAUUCAUUCUUAUGUAGAAUCAUGCAGGCCAUUUGUUGAGGAAUUCUGGUUAAAAGGUGUUUGUUAAGUGUUUAUUUAUCAUAGUAACACAAACAUAUUAAUCUUUGGCAGGAUGAUUUUCAUCAAAGUCUAAGAACAUGAGGAGCAGUGGGCUCAUACUGUUUGCUGUUUAUCGAGUGCAAAGACCACAUAAGUAGGAUCUGUGGAGAGACUCUCAAACAGUUUAGAUAUUGGUCGCUCACUUAGUUUUUUAAAUAUUUAUUUCAUAGAAACAGCAGUGUUUAUUCAGCAUAUAGUCUUUGGCUUACUCUAAUAAAUGAGAGACAGCAAAAGUAAUUAUACAAUGGAAUAAGUUGAGACAAACAAAAUAUAAAAAUCAACUGAAAACCAACAUGAAUAAGCAAAACACACUGGCAUUAACAUCUGCAUGUGUAACUGCACUCGUGCACAUACAGACUCUUAAAAGCUUAGUAAUAAGAUAAUACUCGACUAUCUGUUAACAUAUACUGUAUAUUAAAAAAUAUAGUCUAGUAUAUAGUAUAUUGAAGCUCUACCUGCAUAUCACUUUUAAUAACAAACAAAUGUAGUUAAAAAUGACUAAAGAAAGAUCGAUCUCUGUCAGCACUCAUUCUGCUGCAUUUUGAAUUGAUGGCUGGUUUACUGUGCUCUUUAGUGGACCAGAUUGUUGUAGUCUAACCUGUUAGUUAUAAAUGAGUGCGAUAGUCUCUCUGUAUCGCUCAGAGAGAGAGAGAGAGAGAGAGAGAGACAAAAGUGUGUGAAAAUUUCCGCAAGAGAUUGGGUUGAGUUGUUCUGUGAAAGCAGCAGGUAAAAGUCUGAAAAAUUUACCUUGGAUGAGAGGGUAGGGAUGAUGACGUUCAUUCCUCUGCUUUCUAAGUUUUUCUGCUGCUUUAUAGCUGUUCCUACUUUACACGUUCGUCUGUUUUUUGUGUUUUACGACUAUGGUAUUUGUAUCUUGAAAACAUCCUUCAACAUGUUGCAGUGAUAUUCAUACUAAACUCAAACUUAAAGACAUCUCCUGCAGGCUUAGACCAGCUAUCCCUCACACCUAAAGAUGUCAGGAGUUCAGGUGUGCCUAGAGGCUUAUUUUUGCCUUGAUGUAGAAAAUCUUUACAUAUUGGCACUAUUACGUAAAUAGAUAAAUUGCCAUUACAACUAUUUCUGCUACUACCGAUAAAAAUUAUGAUAGUACAGUUCAAGUAAGAGACUCUUAGAUGAUAGAUUUUAAACUUAUUUUUUUGGUGAAACCUGUGAUUGGAUGGUAAAUGUUGACAGCUGAAUAGUCAAAGAGUACAUUGCUUUAAAGAGCCCAACACAUCAGACAGGAUCAGUUUCACAAGCGUUGUCGGCUACACUUCACCUGUGAAGGAGGAGGAAAAAAGAAUCCACCACGUCACUGGGCAGCCAAUUAUGAAGUAGCUAGAUCUUCUCAGCUGCCACAAAGGUAGCUGAUCAUCUUUCAGCCUCUAAAGGUCACCUGGUGCUGAGUGACAGGACAACUUAUGUAUGGAUACAAAUUCUAUAUGCUUCUUCAUGGGUUUUUCAAAGACAAACAAGACCGCUAGUCAGAAAGACUACUCAGGCAGUUAAAAACCCUGAUGAGUCUCUUGCUUUAUUUAUCAUAAUCACAAAUACUAAUGUUGUUUACAGUCACGGUGUGGGGCGAUGAAUGGACAUCAUUGAGAAAUAUUCCCUAUUAAAAAUGUUGUGUUAUUGGUUUGGUCACACAAGUCAGCAAACAAGUACAUGUAAAGGGUUGUGUGGUUGCCUCUGUAAGUGGAGACACACUUCCCUCCUUAAGUAUUGGAACAGUAAGACUAACUUUUUUUAUUUUUGCUGUAGAGUGAAAACAUUUCAGAUAUUGAUAACCCAUUUACUAUGUAAAUAGUAUAUAUUUGCAUUUCCUUUCAAAGAUUUUGAAUAUUCAAAAUCUGCCACUUUGUUAUAGAAAACUAGCCUGUUGCAACAUCGACUAAAUAAUUUAUUGUGGUGGCCAUCAGAUGUCAAGUGGGGCCCAGGCCACCCAGAAUUUGGCCUUUCCACACAGCCAGAAUUACCCGAGCCCGUCCAGCUCAACAUGUGACCACUAUGCAUACAGAGCGGCCUAUUAAACAGCAUUAGGGCGGCAAACACAUGAUUUUUCAGACUAUUAUUAUGUAGGCACUUUGCAUAAAGUAAGUCACAUGUCACAAACUUGUGCCCAUCAGGGUUUGGUCAGUUAGAAGGUGCCUGUUUUUUUCCAGCUGACAUUGAUAAUCACUGUCCUUAUGUGUGACUGUUUUACAGCUCUGGUGUCCAGAUGUUAAACUGGCUUGGCAUUUGUCUACUUCCUUUCAGACUCCUGAACCCUGCUCCCAUUGCCCCUGUGCUGCAACCAAAGAUACUGUGAAGGACAAAGACCAAGAAGGGAAAAAGAAGAUUCGAAAAAUCUUCUUUGGCACACGCACACACAAACAGAUCACUCAGAUCGCCCACGAGUUAAAGCGUACCGUGUACUCAAGUACGCCCAUGACCAUCUUAUCCAGCAGAGAUCACACCUGUGUCAACCCCAUGGUGGUGCCUCAUGCCAACCGUAAUGAACGCUGCAAGGAGCUGCUGGACAACAAAGAUGUAAGAAUGACCGCAGAUAAACACUAAUCCCCUUAAAUCCCCCUUUUCUCUGUGCUCUUGCAUUUAAAUGAAUUUUACAGGACCGAGUUGAUCUCUAUGCAAUCAGAAUUGACCCCAUUAGUGCUUUAAUAAGUUUGGUUUAUUGACCCAUCACAAAAGCCAAUAACUUAGUGAAAAAAAGCACAGAGGAUUUUUCACACUGCCUUUUUUGUUCCAGUUGAUUUGUCCUGUAUGAACUGGGUUUUUUUCAGUCACACUGUAACCCUAACCCAAAUGUAACUUGCUCUUCCUGAAAAAAAACUCUUCAAACAAUAUCGCCUCAGAGCAACAAUUAUGCUGCUACAAUAUCCACAAUCGGUUGGGCAGGCUCUUUUUGUCACACUGAAAUGUCAAAAGCCAUUGAACGAGUCUUUUUAUGGAGACAUGAGACACUUGUAACCCCCUAUACUGUCCUAAAGUUGAGGCGCCUACUGUAAUGAGGACAAUUACGCUGUCAUUGAAGGUGUUUGCCUUCCAUGACAGUCGUCUCACUUUGUCACAUGGCCGAGUCAUAACCCCUCACUGAAGUGGGUGUUGCUGAUUCUCUGUGUCUUCAUGGCCUAAGGGUGUAGUUUGGUGCGGGUCAGGUUACUGCGCUCUGUGGACACAGUGAUUUAUGACAGAAAAGCACAGCCUUCAGUGAAAAGUGUAAACAGUAGAAAUUGAGGACAUGGCCACUAUAAGGGCAAACAUUGAUUUGUUAGCUGCCUCUUUGAAGCCACUCGUGAGGCAUUCGGACUGUCACCAUGUUGGUUUUUGGAAGCCAGUCCUGAGUUUGGUCCCUGUAGAUAGACACAUGACAUAAACAUCAGUGUAAACCAGUCUCCAAAAGGCAAAUAAUCUGUGCUUGUAGCUAAUACUGCUGCUAAGCUAAGACAGUUUACAGAACAAUGCUUUUCACUGUAAAUAAGCUCAGAAUAACUGAUCCUCUUGUCACUGUGGAUUGCAGUUUUUUCUCCAGGAUAAGACAACAGUUUUGAGGUGCCACAGAUAGCUCAAUUGAUUAUUCCUUGAGAGUGAGAUUGAACACCAACUACUUUAACCCCAUGUUGGUAAAAUAAACUUUACAGAAAGGAAGUUUGUGUUAAAUAUGCAGAACCGGCUCACAAAAAUGCAAAAAGACAGAAUAAGCAAAGGACACCCGGCGUACUGCUCACAGCUUUAACUUGUCAUAUAGAGCCACUCUCCCCUUUAACUCUGAAGUUCAAUACAAGGUAAACAGGUGCACUGGUUACAGAAUACUCCCCAGUACAACUGCAAAUAUUAGCACUUCCAUGGUGGCUCCAUAUUUCAGCCCUGGAUGAUGACUCUUGGUCCCCUGUCCUCCAUUUACACAAUGAUGUAAGAAGUCUGUCCUUUCAUAACGUUGGCUGCUCCACCCUCUCUCUCUUUACAGACGGGGUUCAGUGUCGUUAAGUAUCUAAGCUUAGCACAUCAUUGUCAGACCGUCUCCAUCCAGAGAUUAUUAUCAUGUCUGGAGGUUACCGAGUCCACAGAUGUACAGUAUCCAUGUGUGACAGUGUCACCUCCAGCUGUUAAACCAUUAAAGAUCAGGGUGGGACAUCCGAGGCAGACACCUGCUUUGACAGAGUAAUUGGUUGUCGGUACAUGAGAUGCUUCUUCUUUCCAUGUCUUUUACAUUCUCUGUAUGAGUGUCAGGACAUGUUGAUGGUUACAAAAGCUGUGACACCUGAUCACAGGUGGCCUCUGAAAUGCUGUAAGUCACCUCUGAUUCAACUGGAAACCAGGGCGACUGAAAUUGAACAGCCCAGUUAUCUCAGAACAAUAGAAAAUGCUGAAGAUAGUCUUGUUUUUACAUGGACCAUGUAAGAAAAGAGACCGUGUCUGUUUUACUCCGUUUUCACCAUCUGCCCUCGCUAAUGUUCGGCUUUAUCUACUUUGUAUUUGUUUCUUCUGUGCUGCAUUUGCCCUGAUAACCAGCUAAUAAAAAUAGCACUCAGAAAAUGUCCAGGUUCUCAGAUCUAACUUUUGAGAUUACUAAGAUGUUUUUCAAUAUUCUUGAAGAGUAGCUUGAGUUUGAUUUAGUUGUCUGUUUACAGGAGAAAAGCAAACCUUCAAUUAUUUCAUCCCAGUUUUAAAAUGUGUGUCUAACAGGGCAGGUCCUGCCGCUACUACCAUGGUGUUCAGAAGAUGAGGGACCAGUUUAGCUUGCAGCACGUCCACGGGCUCCAUCAUGCCUGGGACAUCGAGGACUUGGUCUCACUGGGCAAACGGAUCCGCUCCUGCUCCUACUUUGCUGCUCGUGAACUUAUGCAGGAGGCUUUUAUCAUCUUCUGCCCGUAUAACUACCUGCUGGACCCGGUGAUUAGACAGAGUGUGAGUAGAGCCCAGAGGAGAAGGCAAAGGUGUUGUUAAUAAAUCAGAGUGAAUAUACUGUGGAGUUUUUAGAGAUUAACUUCUCUUUUUUCUCUUUUGAAAAGAUGGACAUUGACCUCACCGGCCAGAUCUUGGUGCUGGACGAGGCCCACAACAUCGAAGACUGUGCGAGGGAGAGUGCUAGCUACACUUUAGACAACAACAGUCUGCUAAACUCCAGGGAUGAGCUCGAUGGGAUGGUCAAAAACAAUAUCAGACGUACCAAACAUGAGCCGCUCAGAGACUUCUGCUACAGCCUCAUCAAGUCAGUGAAUCAGUGAAUUCAUUCAUAUUGCUUAUCAUCUCGUCCAUCAUGCUCAGAAUUUUCUGUCUUUAUGCUAAGGCUGAUGCAUUGUCUUGUAGCUGGAUUCAGGAGAGCCAGAAUCUGCUGUCAGACCGGGGUUACGAGAGUGCCAGUAAAGUCUGGAAUGGGACAGAUAUAGUGCACAUCUUUCAUGACCUCGGCAUCACCGCUGAUACCUUCAACAUUUUAAAGGUAUCAACACAUAUCUUGGCUAAAGAUAACUUUUGCUGACUUAGUACUGAGGAAUGGUCUGGUAUGGUGUCCUUAUAAAGUCUAAAAAAUGAAAUUUUGUUGUUUUAGUUUAGAUAAAAUAGCUAAACACAAAUUAUCAACAAUAUUUAGGCAUUCUGAGAUAAAAAUCAUGAAUUUACCUGAAAAAGAGAGAUCUCCACAGACUAAGAUGUUUGGAGAAUUUAAAGAUCAAAAACUUAUUUGUGUGGUAAAAUUAGCCAAAGUAUCACAAGAAAACCUGAGGAGGAAAUCCACCGAGAAUGAGUAGCAGCUGCUGCCACCACUAUUAAUUUCAACUUUUUCACCUUUUGCUUUGCAGGGUUGUACCGUGUAUUCAUACCACUUACCAAAGAGAAGCCCAUUUAGAUAGAACAAUAUUCUACACAAUAGUACAGCCCAUAUAUGCAGUGGUUUCACUACAGACAGCCUCAGGGUGGUAGUACCAAAUGUCAUGCACAGAACUAUGGAUUUUGUCAUCCAGAGGUGUAAAUGUGUCAUGAUCACUAAAAUCUUUGGUGUGACAGAGCUGUCAAAUAUUGCUGAACAGUUGUAACAGACCCUCAACAGGUUGUUAAAUUGUACUUUUACUGGUCGUGGCUGUUGGUGUCAGUAAGUCAGAUGAUUUCUGCUAUGAGAUUCAUUUACAAGCAACAUUGAUCUUAGAUGAAUGUGUGAUGGCUCAUCAAAACGUGUGCAAACAUCGCAGACACAGUAGACCAUUUUGUGGUUAUCUGUGUUACUGUGUUUCACCAAUGAGCAAUCAAUCAAUCAACCAAACUUUAUUUGUAAAGCACUUUUCCUACAAGGAAUGUAACAAACAAACAAACAAAAAAAGAAAAACACACACACCAAGAUAAUAGACAUGAGGCUGAGUACAUGCACAGGUCCAUUUAUGUCCUAUUCUCUCCUAAGAGUUAAAAGUUAGGAAAAUCUUUAAAAAAACAGCAAAAACAUAGUUUUUAAAGAUGAGAUAAGAAAAACUUAAUUUAUUCCCAAGGGGAAUUUAGUUUUGUCCGCAAACAUGCCUUCUUGGUUUAAAAAAUAUAUCUUUGUUGGUUUUCAUACAGAUUUAUGCAUCUGUCCUAAUCUUGAGCUCCAUUUACAUUUUUUAUGGACAGGCAGGUUUAUGUAUUUCAGUUUUAUCUGCAGGUAUUAACUUACAUAUUUUAGAUGAACUGUACUUAAUCAAAAAUUUUAAAGCCAAGUCUUAAAAAGACAGUUCAGCGUCUUAUAUUAUAUUCCAUGUAUGCCAUGUGUUUUUUUUUUCUGAAAUCCUGUUUCUCACUUUCUCUAUCAGCAACACUUGGCUGCAGUGUUGGAGAAAGAGGAACGUGUUGGUGUGGUUAAUGGCAGAGAGGAAAUGGUGGAGGUACCAACAAUCAGCUCAGCUACCUCCAUUGUCCUGAAAAGCCUCUUUGUCGUGCUGGACUUUGUUUUCAGGGACAACUGCAGGUCAGCGAUGAAGCAAACAUUGUCAACUAGAACAACUUCCCAUCCCACACCAGUCCAAAUACAGAAAUGAUCUGACAACAGUUUGUUUCCUGUGGUGUUUUAGAUUUGCUGAUGACUACCGGGUCGCUCUGCAAAGGAGCUUUGCAUGGAAAACCCAGGUCCCACCUGAUGUCCCUGAUGACCAGGGCUAUUUUGUUCGACCUCGGCAAAGACAACGCCAGAGCGCUCGAGUUAAGACAGAAGUUCUGACGCUCAGCUUCUGGUGCCUCAACCCCGCUGUGGUGAGAGAAUCUGCCAUGGGAGACCACACCGAUUUGUUAUUGAAGUUUGUGAAUAUAAAGACUGAGUAACUUCCAACCAUCUAAAAUUGUCUUUAAAAGUUUAUUCCUGCACCUAAAAAUGAUGUUACUUUUAUGACAUCAUUUAUGCUAAAUCUGUGCCUGUUAUUGGCAGGCUUUCUCCGACCUGAGUGGGGUUGUGCACAGCAUUGUGCUAACAUCAGGAACCCUGUCCCCCAUGAGCUCCUUCUCCUCUGAACUUGGGGUGAAAUUCACCAUCCAGCUGGAGGCCAACCAUGUCAUCAACAAGUCCCAGGUCAGUGGGUUCACAUGUGCACAUGAUCUUUUCAGUAUUACUGCUGAUGAUUUCUUGAUGUGCUAUUGACUUUUGACAAAAAUUGAGCCUAUGUCUAUAAAACAACUUAAAGAGUACAAAUACUGCUCAGCACGUAAUUUGCAUCACAUAACCUCCAAAAUUUAUUCGAAUUCAGCAACACUAUGACCUGAUGUUCUCUGAGCCAGUUUUUCUGAUCAUCACAUCACAGUUUGUUGUAUACGGUUCUGCUUAGCUGGUCAUUUCACAAUAUAUCUAGAGUGAAUUAAUAAUCAUGAACUUUAAAUUUUUUAUUCAGGUUUGGGUGGGUACUAUUGGAGCAGGACCCCAAGGCAGAAAACUCUGCGCCACUUUCCAGCACACUGAAACCUAUGCCUUCCAGGACGAGUUUGGCGCCCUGCUGCUCCACGUGUGCCAGGUCGUGUCUAAGGGCGUGCUCUGCUUUGUGCCAUCUUAUAAGGUAAAAACACAAUUUUGUCCGAUAGUGUAUCUUUACAGCUGUAAGAAGACUAGAUACAAUAUAUAAAAUAACAAGUCAUCCUAAAAUAAACUAACAAAAAUAAGAGACCAUGAAAUCCUGUCCUCCAUAAUGACAUAAUGUGCAACAGAUUACAUUACAUUUCUGACAGUGGUAAUUUACUGUGGGUAAAUAAUAUAGUCCUGUUCUCACUGGAGGACUGUUGUAAUGUACUGCAUGAAUUUAAAAGCAGAGGCCUAAAUCAACUGUGUUCACUUGAGUUUUGUUUAUAGGGGAUUGUUUAGUUUACUAUAAGUAUAAAAUGUUCACUGAUUACUUAUUUUUGAUUUUUUAUCUAGGUUUAUUAUUGUCUCUGGUUUUUUAGUUGCCACGGUUCACCACUUGGAGGUGCUAGACACUGUAAGAUGAACUGGAGUCCUCUCUUUAGCUUUAGUCCUGUAGAGUUAUCGCUUUAACCUUUGCUAUGUAAAACAAGUUAUACUUUUCAAAGCCCAGAGUGGAUUCCAGCAGAUCCCACUGUUAGAAGGCAGCUGUCAGUGGUGUCAUGUGCUACAAUAGAUCAGCACUAAUCAAUGGCGGUACUUGUCAAGUACUUGUUAAAUGGCGUCAUCCUCACAGAACUGUAUCCUGUUUCAGUUAAUGAGGGCGCUUCUGAGAGCGCACUCAUAGACACUUUGUCCUCCUUUGUUUGCUCUGCGUUUUUGUUCAUGAAUUAUUAAUGUCCACAGGAGCUCAGUUGUCACUUUAGCUUACUGAGGGUCAAGUGGAUUUAAUUUAUCAUUGUGUGUUUGUCCACAUUGCACAUGUUAUGUGUUACACCAAUUAGCAAUUUUAGUCCAUGGACAUACUGUCUGUGGGAAACCCAACACAUGUAAGCUGAAAUUUGGAGAAGAAGAGGAAAAAAGACUUUUUCUGUUGUUGUUGUUUUUAUUACAAAACAGGAGGACAAUGUGCAAUUACAUUUUUUUUAUACAACCAAAUUAUAAGGGCAGAAUGUCAGCGACAUUGGGUAGGAGACGUAGCUGUUGCAACCUAUUGUUAUAUUUAUAUACCUAACAAAUUUGAAUUCAAUGGUAGAGUAAGUUGGGUAUUAGCAAAAUAAGUUUCUGUAUUAUUUUCUUGUAUAACUUUAAUAUUUUUUAUGAUUUACUCCCUUUGGGGGUGUUGGCUCACACCCCUUUUAAAAUAAAGUACCCUCUGCUUUUUUGUUACAGUUUAUACUGAGUGAUCUUUUUCUUUAUGUUGAUCUUUAAAUAGGAGAAAAUGUCUAAAAUUAGAAUUUUGCUUUCACACAAUAUUUUAUUUUCAUUUUUCCAGUAUUGUUUAUCAUCGUUCAGCUCCCAGGACUUCCAUUAAAAUCUUUUAGGGAUAUCCACAUUUAGUUAUAUAAAACAAUAAAUUAAAUGUACAUAUCCUUACUCUGGACCCAUUGCCCUAAGCCCGCUCCUUCCUGCUGCUUUUCAAUUGUCCCAGGGAUAAUGUAUAGUGAAGGAUUUUUAUUACCUUGCGACUAAAGCUUUAAAAAAAAUAUUGACCUAAAAUUAAAUUUUAAGAUGAUUUUAAGGAUUUAAAAAAAGAUUCGUUCAUGCAUCUAAAAAAACCCCUGGGACUUAUUGGUCAGUAACGCUUCCACAGCAAUAACUUCUUAUCAGCCUACUUCUGGUACAAAUGAACAUUGAACUGAACAUUUUGACUCACUUUCAUAGCCAGGUUAAAGCAGUUGUUUUCUUGUUAGUCUUAAGUCUCAUCAAACUGAAUGUUUCUGUGAAGGUAAUGUUCGACAGGGUGAGUGGACCUCUGCAGAAACAGGAACAAACAUUUUUGCCUCGGUGUGAUCAGGCAGUGGUGAAAUGUGCUUCUCUCUGUGGAAUAAUAUGAUGUGUGAUCAGAUUGUACCUGGCAUCAUUUGGUGUUGAUAAUUGAUUAAUGUGAUGGGGUUUUGACCAAUCUUAGAGAAGUACUUGACACAGGUCUCCCCUUUAUCAACGACAUGACUUUAGAAAAUGGGUUAACAGAUUUUUCCCUCCUCAAUCUAUGUCCAAAAAACUCUUUUAAAGAUAUUAGCUUCUUACGUUCUACUCACUGUCUUAAACAAUCUUAACCUGUGGCCGUCUGUCUGUCUGUCUUCUUCACCUCUUACAUGUUGUUUAAAAUGAUAUAAUAUCAGUAAAACAAGGCAUCACUGUUAAAAUGCGACUCGCUGUUACAUCAUGCUGAGUGGACAAAUUGUUUCCCAACAAACAGUGGGCCUUUACUCGAGCAUUUUGCCCGAGGCAAAUGUAGUUUUUGCCUUUGGCGUGUAAGCAUGGUUCAUGUUUAACUUGUAUUUCACAGUGUCACAUGUGGCGAUCCUUGAUUUUUAUCCCUUGUUUGCUUGCUAUCAAGUUGCUUCUUCGAACAGCUGAUGACACCGCCAUCCAAACUGUGAGGGGAAGCUAAGACCGUUGGCCUCGUUGUUUUCUCGUUUUACCUUUCUUUUUGUCAGCCUGUGAUGCCAGCCGUGGGGCGACUGCGAGCUGUGGGAUGUUUUUUUAUUAUUGAUAGCCAUGUAGGAGUCUUCUAUCUCUCUCUCUAUGCACAUGCAUUAAUAUUUAAUCUGCAGUCAGCUCUUAAAGAUGAGGAGAUGAGGGGAUAUGAAGGGCUGGGGUAUUAAUUGGAGCCCGUGGAGGCCUCAUUGGUGCCUCUGAGUCCCGUCUGCGCUGUCAUGUGUGUGUAUUUGUGUAUGUGUGUGUGUGAGUGUGUGUGGGCAACACAGAGGAUAGGUCAUCUGCAGACAUCCCUGUUCUGUGUGUCUAGGUGAUGGCUAUCAGCCCCUCUUAAAAUUUGCUCUGUUGUAGAUGGGAGAGCAGUGAGGCACACAGACCUGCAGGGUCAAAGAGGUGCACCCUGUGGUUCUGUUUUUAACCCACACAGAAACACAAAGUCAAACAUACACAGUAAGAUGUGUCGGUGUUGUAAGUUUAUUGCGAUGACUGAACUCUGACUACCGCAGUGACUCCUGGCAUUGUUUCCCUGGUUGUUUGUUCUUUCUUUCCGUACUUGUGAACUCAAGAUACCAAAUGAUUUUUUCAUGAUGUUUUUUAAGAUUUGUGACAACCUAACAUUCAUUUAAGUUUUAGAAGAAGAGUUUGUUACAUUAUCCAGUUUUUGACAAUGCUUUUACCUCUUUUUCUUUGUCUUAAACCAAGGUUUCUUUAUACAGUGUAAGGACAGAAAAUCUGCUUUUUUUGGAAUAAAACUUCUGCUACGUGGUCAAAUUACAGGAGAGGAUGAAAAGGUGACACUUUUCUACCAGACCUAUGUGAGGAGUAGAGUGAGAGAUGACAAUAUCAUAUGGAUAACAAAGGAAAAUGCAAAACUGGUGGUCAAAUAUCCUUAUUCAGACACCCAGGUAUCUUCUAUGUGUGCAUCCUCAGCUGCUGCAGUCAUGCUUGUAUGCCUCUGUUUAGCAACAAUUGACUGAUUUGCCUUUAUUACCUCCAAUUUAAAAAGUGCCUAACAUGCUGCACUUAGGGGUGGGUGAGGGGGCACAGCGAGCACUUGGUCCACGGCCUCGGGAAGUGGCGAGGUCUGGGCUGGAGAGUGCUGUAAAGCUGUUUCUGUAAUCGAGGUUGUGAUUUUUCAGCCUUACUUUUGGUUAAAAAUUAAAAAACUGCCAGGAAAUCUCCGGAGCAUGUUGGCUGGCAGCACUCGGCUCAAUACAUUCCUUUUUUAAGAUACACAUACACACAAAGUACACUUGUAAUCGUGGUCUCACAUACAUCUUUUCCCAUAGAGUCUCACUGUGGUUUGUAGCACUUAAGCCUCAACAGCCCCCCAGUUAAUGCCCAUUAAAACCACAGAGGGCCUCCUGUCUGGUCCCAGCUGCCAAAGGAAAGGUCCAAAGCUCCGCUGGGAAGAGGGCAACUGAUGGUUUAUGAAAGAAAAGAAAGGUUCUGCAGAGGUGAAAAGAUGGCAGGGAAUACAAGAUGCUUUUAAAGGAGAUCGAGAUAAGGGCCAUUAGGUGAUGUCGCCUCGCUGUCUGUGUGAAGACGCACCCACUGCUGGCGCCUGGGCUCCGCAGAGCAUGUGUCAAAUCAAAGUCAAAGCGGACUGCAGGGUGAACACCCUCCAGCACGCACCGUCCUCAGCUGCAGCUCAGGGGCACCUGAGGCACCAAUCACAAAGCUCCAGGAGAGCUGUUAUUCCAAAGAGAGGCUCUCUCUGUCUGUGUUUGGGAGAAUAUUAGACUCGUGGGUCAAUUUGUCCAGUGUAGCGUAUCCCUCCUGAUUCUUUUAGAGCUGUUUUAAAAGAGGUUUUACAGUGGAAACUUCAGGGUUACUGCUGUUUCACUAAGCUCAGCCUUUUUUUGGAGGUGAAAGAGUUUACGACAUGAAAAACAGGUCAAAUAUAGCUCCAGUGAUCCGCCUUUUCAGCUCGCGCCUUAACAGGAACUACUCGUGGCUUUGGAUUCUUUCAAGUUUUGCAAGUGUAAUCACUUUAUACAGUUGUGGGCAAGUACUAAUUUCAUUCUGUGCAGCCUCAAUUAGCAGCAAAAGUAUGUGUAAUAAUCUUAAUAAUAAAAUGGUAAUACUAAAUCACUUACUGCUACCUCUACUACUAAUUAUAUGAAUAAUAAUUUCCAGCUGCUUGUUUGAAUUUCAGUCCCUGGAGUUAUCAGUGUGCAUAAGAUACUGAGGAUGGGAUACACUGGUUAAAUUGCAUAGUGAUUUGCUGUGUCUUAUAAAUGAGAGUUGCAGUCAUGUAUAAGUAAGGAAUAGAAAAGCUAUAUUUGACAGCAGACCUUUUGGAUCCAACUCAGUUGGUGUUAGUUUCUCUAUACAGUCACAUUAAUGUUUCUUUAAGUGAAAAGUAGAGAAUGAAGCCGUGUCUGCAGCAGUUUUUCUCUCUGGGCGGCUGCAGUGUUUCUGCAGCGCUGCGUUGUCACCAGCGGUGUGGCUGGGAUGUGUAGAGCAGACGACAGGGGAAGAGUGGCAGGCCAGAGGUGGCAGGUGGCUUCUUGCCACCCGUCCUGGCGUGAUGGUUGCUGUGAUAUUUUGAGGCUGAAUAAUUUACACGGCAACAACACGUCUCCCCUCGCCACUGAGAAAUGUGGCUCCUGGCUGCAUGUUUCAUUAAUGCCGUCGCCUCCAGACCCCCUCCAUAAUUCAGCAGGCACUAGAGAAGCUGCGAUGUGUCGCCACACAGCUCACUGACACCGGGGACACAAGGAAGGAGAUAGAGAGAGAGAGCCGGAUGAAGAGGAGGUGAAAGAUGGGGAGAUAGUACGAAGGGAGUGUAAAAGUGCGAGAAAGACUACAGUUCACUGCUUCUAGCUACUUGUUUCACCACCCUGUCCCAAUUGGCAGAGAGACCUGGCCCACUUUACCAUGUCGCUGGCAGAGGCUGAACAUUGCACCUACCAUGCCUAGAAAGGGCAAUAAAUUAUUCACACUUUGUUGUGCCCUCUUAUGUGCUAAAUACUGCUCAUUGCCAUUUCUGAUGCCUGGGAAUCCUAACUGUGCCCCUUUAGGAUGUCUUGUUCAAGUCUGAAAGUGGUGGGCAACAAAUAAAAUUACUUUUGCCUCACAACUUUUCUGUCUUUUGAGGACAAGUAGAAAACAUAGUUUAUGUUUGGAGGAGUUGUGAGAUCCUGAGAGAAACGUUUAAAGUAAAGGUAACUGUGCUUUGCUCCUAUAAAUGAAUUGUCUCAAAACCUAACUAUCGUUUUCUUGAAUAGCUUAUACUUGAUGUUUGAAAAAACGUUCACCAUAGAGAAAUUUCUUAAUUCUUUGGACUUCUUAUGCCUAAAAGCUCUUAAAAUACAGCUAAAAAUGUAUAUAAAAAAGGUCAGUCAUUUCUCACAUUAGAAACCAAACCAGCAAAAGUAAUUUAGGCAACCAUUACUACUCUGAAAUAUAGUAAUUUGUUUUUUUGUUAAAGUUUUAAAGGUAUCAUAUUAAAAUUAUUUUCCUUCAAACUACAGAGAAAAAUAAAAUGUGUUUUAUGUCAAAGUGUUGUAUUUCAGAAAAACCAUCAUAUAUCAAGAUUGUGAAUUUGAUGUGAAAGUUUGAUUUAGCAAAACUGAUAAUUAACCAAAUGAUGGUUAAUCAGGCUUUAAAUAAUUGAAAAUUUGUUUUUAAUUUUUAAAAUCAUUUUAACUUGUAAUUAUUCAAAGAGUAGUGUGAAAUGAGCUUUUAGAUGGAAAUUUCGAAAGCCCGGCCCUGUCUGCCCGCUAAACACCAGACCUCUGUCAGAUGUUGCCCGUAAAUUAUUCAUGAAGCUGCGCAUGUAUGUAAUUUUUGUGUCUGUAAUUUCUGUGCUGAGUGUCUAACACUCACAUGGCUGAAAGCAUUUGCUGAAGGUGCUAAAGAUACGUUUGAGUGCACAGUGAAACACUUCACACCUGCACCCUGCUGUUUGAGCCAGACCACUCCUCUGACUUCUGUUGUCUACUAUCGGGUUAUUUAAUCAAACCAAAGAAGAGCAGUUUUGUCACGUAGAGAUCUGUAACAUCAAAAUGAGUUACAUAAAAAAGGAUUAAUGUUUUGAAGUCGCAUGGUAGUCAUAUCUUCUGUAUCAUUGACAGGCCCUCAUCUCCACCCAUAGAAAAUAUGAAGCUAAAAUAGUACUUUGAUGGGCAGUGGUGAUGUACUUUGGAGCACAGGCCAGUUGAGCUGUAGGAUUCACGUCAGGCUUUUUUUUAAGAGAUCCUCCAGGUCAGUAUGAGCAGCAGAAAACUGACACUUGGUUAUUGGAAGUUCAAUGGCACUUUAUUUUUUGUCACAUUUCCUCUUAGCUUUCCUCCUUUUUUUUCGCCAAUCCUGUAUAAAAUUCUGCAGUUGCCCACAUUUUUCAUCAGAGCUGUCAAUCAUUUUCAUCAAUAAACUCAUUAAGUCUAGACUUCUCCAAAACAUGAUCACCUGCAGCCAGCAGAAUAAGACUUGACUGCUGGGACGAGAACCAUGUUUGAGCAAAAUGGAGGAAAUGUAAAAAUGUGAUAGUAAUAAUAAUAAUAAUGCAAGUAAUUUAAUAGUACAAUUAUGAUGUAAAAAAAUUCAAUAGAACUUUUGGAACGAACAUUAUACCUUUAAUUACCCCUUUUACAAACACAAACAACCAUAAAGCUCUGAAUAAAAGAGUUUUCUCCUUUGCAAUACUUGUGAAAAACUACGAUCUACUUUACUUGCCAGUGUACGUUCUAGAUAAAUCCGAUAAACCACAUUAGACUGUGAAUAAGCCCUAAAGUAUUGUUUAAGAAAAAGUUAUGCUUUUCAUUUUGAAUAUUUCCAAAAUAAAUCGACAAGUCAACAGCAGAGCACAGUAGCCUACUGCACAACCAGUGUCGUGACUUUCCCGCACCCCAAUUCGUGUUGAUAUUUGCUCUUUUGAGAAAGUUUAAGCUUACAACCAGGUUAAAAAAUGAGAACCAGCUAAUUUAGAUCAGGCAGUUUGUCAAUCCAGAUAAAUCAAGAAAACACAUUGAGUUUGAGGGGAAGUUACCGUUCAGUUCUCACAUUGAAGCCGCUGCCCCCUCCAGUUCAGAGCUGAGCGGGGAUCAGCUUACAGUUUAGACCACUGCCAAAUGCAACACUGACAGUGACUGACACAAAUGCCUACAGAUGAAAAAAAAAGAUGGUUUUAGACUACUGUAAACUUUUUGAAGUAUUGCAGUGUGUAUACUCCACACCAGCACCCUGUCCUGAAUGCUCGGAACGCUAAGAAGAUAUUUGGGUAUCCCAUCAAGCAAGGACAGAAAUGUAACCAUGAUGCUUGAGCCACAGUCAGUGAAGUUGUACAUGUAGGAUACAGUCAUUAUUUCGUAUGAAGAAACUGCCUUUGACUCUUUGUUUACUGGCUGUGUCGCAGUUAUGUUUAUGUUUAGAGCGUUUUUACUCAGCUCGUGGAUUCAGCUCCUUUCUAAGUGCAGCCUGGCAGAUAAUGGCUGAUUUGUUUAGUGGUAGAUCUGCCUAAAGUACAUAACAUGAAUCAUUAAUGCUGCGCUCAGGAUUGCACUGGAAAGCAAUUGAAGGACAAACAGUUUGCUAAGUUGAAGAUGCACGUAAGGGGGGUCCUCGUCGAUGUAACACUGCAUAUUUAGUGACUGUGACAUGUUUUAUUGAUGCAACCGUCCUGCCCUCACUUGCUUUAGGAGGCAACGACCUGACGAAAUCUUCCCCACGCUUCAUUUCCCCGCUAUCACACUGGCAUGCAAGUAACUAUCAGCGCUUUCAUACUGUCUCACUUUCCUUCCUGCUUCUGAUGCUUCUCUCUAUUCUGCACAAAACACACAAAGAAAAAAAGCUGAAUGAAAUAAUUGAGUUUUCUGUCCAUACUGUCGAAAAAAUAAGUGCACUAGCGACAAGAUGUUGUCGAAUACUUCCCAACUUCCCUCCAUCUGGUGGCACCAUCUGCUUUUUGCUCAGGCUUCAUCAGUUGCAACUAUAACCAUGUUGAGAAGUUUUCUGCUGACUCUGAGAAGAACUUCUACUUGACCCUUCUAACACGUUUCCAAUCCAGUGAAGCUGCUCUUUGAUUGUGAAGCCAUGCUUAUUCAAGGAUAUAAUCUGCACAGCACAGACAGUGGAGCCAUGCUAGGAUGAAGGCUUUUAGAUCAAUGUGCCUCCCCGGAGAGCUGCUGACUUUUUGCACCAACAAUAGUGCAGGAACAGUGAUUUUAUUACAGAGGCACUUCAAACCCAUGAGCUCUCUAUCCACUGUUAGCAAAGAAAGAAAGACAAGCUGUAACAAGACAAGCUUGUAAACACUGGGUUGCUGAAUGCUGCCUUUUUUUUUAAUUCAAGCAAUAUGUUUCAUACUUGAAAAGUGUCCAAAUGAGAUACAACAAUAAUUCCUUUUAGGUGCUUGGCAUACUGUUUGCACAUCUAACUGCUGCACAGUCAAUAAGAGUCCUCUUUCAUAAGGAACAAUAAAAUAAAAGCUUCUCCUGGUCGGCAUUGUUUCAUUUUAUCCCUGACUCUUCUUUUUUUAACAGCAUGAAUUCUCUUGUGUCAAUUGAUCAGAUGCUGGACAAGCUGCGAGACCGAUGGACCAACACGGGUCUCUGGGAGAAGCUGGAACUCAAGAAAACGGUGAUCACAGAGCCCCGCGGGGGUGCGAAGGGAGAUUUCGAUGAACUACUUCAGACCUACUAUGAUGCUAUCAAAUACUGCGAGGAAAGAGGUGAGAAAAAAGUGGUGCAUGUGAAUGUAAAGUGCCAUUUGCAUGACUCUCUAUGCUAAAGUGUGCUUGUGCAACCCCAAACAGCCCCUGGUGUGUGAAUGGGAUCAUUCACUGCUGACUGCUGCUUGAUGUAGAGGUCUCUGUCAUCAGUCAGUCUGUUUACAUGUUGUUUAAAAUAACUGAUCUAUUACCGUAGUCCAACUUCUCAUAAUUCGCCUAACACAUCCAGGUAAUAUAGUUGGGGAUUGAGUUUUUCUCCAUGUAAAAAGCUCACUCAGAUUCAGACUAGCCUAAUUUUUUUUCUUUUAGAUGGUGCUCUGCUGAUUGCGGUCUGUAGGGGUAAAGUUAGUGAAGGUCUGGACUUUACAGAUGAUAAUGCCAGAGCCGUGGUGACCAUUGGAAUCCCCUUCCCAAACAUCAAAGAUCUUCAGGUAAGUAAAAUCACAGCAGGCCACAAAUAUGCUGCUCAGACUCUUGCAUGAAUGUUUUUUAUGCACAGGUGUUUUUAGACUCUUUUCAAGGAUGCUGAAGCAGCCCUACAUUUCAUUUCAGCAGCCCUGUCCAAAAUAACUAACAGGCAUGUGCUCAUCUGGGUUUUGUAGUUCAACAGAUACUUAGUCAAUAUAUAGAAUGCAACACUGACAGUAACACCCCCCCCCCCCCCCCACCACCACCACCACCACCACACCGUCCCAUGAUUAUAACAGAGUUACCAGUGGGACCAGAGAGUGUUGCAUAGCCAGUAAGACACUAACACGUAAAAUGAUUAAACAUGACAGAUUAUACAUACUUCUGCACCAGCUAAAGAUGUUAGCCUUCCUUCAUCAAGGGGGUUUAGUGCCUUAGCUAGAGCAAUAACUACCUAAAAUUAGUCACAGCUUGUUAUGAUGUGGCAUCCUAUUUAAUAUUUAUAAUGUUUAAUAUUGAUAAGUAGAGCUCAGAGGUGCAUAAAUCUUACAACAGAGAGUGAGCGGGCCAACAAUUUCACGCCCAGAAUAUCAGAGUUAAUAGGUAGGUAAACACUCAAUUCUAAAGAGAAAUUAGGAUGCAGAGAAAGUCAGAGGUUAAAAAUGUAUAAAGCAGGUUAUUUUAGGUGACGGAAUAUUAAGUUAUAGGCUUCUUACAGGAAUGUUGUUGUAGUGAACAAUAAUAAUAAUAAUAAUAAUAAUGAUAAUAAUGAUAAUAAUAAUAAUGAAAAUACCCUGAUAUUUGAAAUACCCUUAUAAAUUCACUAACUUUGCAAAAACAACGCAUUCAUUUUUCUCUUUCUUGAAAGCUAUGAAAUAUUUUACUUCAUAUAAAAGAAACUCGUCAUAUCAUCCCUCUCUUUAGAGCUGAGCCUUUCUGCAGAUCUGAUACUUAAAAGUGGUCCUGAUGUCUUAAAAAUGUACAGUUUUCACUUCGAAUUUUCAUUUCAGAAUUUCACGUUUUUUUGAUUCAUAAUGCAUGUGCAUGUUUUUGAUGACUAUAUAAUCAAAACCUAACACCCUAGUUGGUACUAGUUUUUCAUCAAACAAAUAGAUUAUGCUUUUACAAAGUGUAUGAUAAUAUCUAAGAACUUAUUAUGAACUUGUGUUUUGCACUAUUUGCCCAGAAAUAUUAGUUGUAGUCAGGACCCAUUCAAUUUACCUGAAACCCACCAAAAUCACACCUGUGGGUUUUAGGCAUUCACUACAUAAAAGACCUUUGAAGUUUUGCAAAAAGAGGAGUUGUAGGUGAGUCAUUAAAUGCACCGAAAUUUAUACUGUUGCCACCACUACAGAAGAAACCAGUGAGACUGACAGAAAAAUGAUUAUUUCUAUGAAGUGCUCUUUAAGGAGAGUUUGGGAGCAGCCCAUCAGUUAAAGUACAUGCUGUUUUGUGGAUAUUUUAGACCAGCAGAUUUCUGCAAACUAAUGUGAGAAUUAGUCAUAAAUGUCACUUCACUUUUCUGAACUUGCUUCCAUUUUUUGUGAUUCAUAUUAAUUUUUUAAACUUUUUUCUCCGAUCAUUAUUUAGUCCAUUUUUGGCUUAAAAUAAUAAACAUUUUAUUUUAGAACAUAGAAAAUCACAACAAAACUGCUAUAACUGAGCUAACCCUGUCAAUCUGAGCCCUCACCUCUGUUGUUCUAUCUUUUACACUUUUAUAAACCCAUUCUUCAUUAACACUUUCUAAAACUUAUCAAGAUAUUCUGAUCAGAUACAAGCUGCUGUCUCUCACAAAAGCCUGAUCAUUAUCACUUGAGCUAUACUCUGCUAUUGUUAAAGCAGCUGGUAUCACGACAAAAGCAGCGUCUGUGAAAUGCACACAUAGCCAAUGUUUUGGCCGAAAGCUAACAUUUUGGAUAGCGUGAACACAAAAACUUAACUCACAGAUACACUCAUGCACACACACACACCAAAUGAGAGCGUCUCUUUUUGGUGAUCCGUAAAAAAAAUCCCAGAGCGAUGUUGCUGUGUCUGCCCUGUCCUUAGCAGAUAAAGUUGACCUUUAAGUUUGACUCUCUCCCUGCCUCCCGCCUCUCCUCCCCUUCACUCCUGCUGUCAGAGCACGACGGAGCUUUCACUAACCUGAUCUGUCAGUGUGGGCAGACGUGUGGGUGAUUGAAGCUUCCCAGACCCUUUCACCUUAGCCAAAGCUGUCAGCUUCCCCACUGUCAGCUCUCAGGACAUCGCUUCUUCUUAAUCAGAUUUAUUUUCUCCACUUCUCUUUGUUUUGGCCUUGAUUUGGGGUGCACUCAAGUCUGCUGCAGAUAGAAGUUCUUCCUGCUUUCAAUUUGCUGUUUGGGCUGAUAAUAGAACUGAGCAAAAAGUCUGGUAGUUUGGAGUAUUUUGUGUUGAUAGCAAAAGUCAAAGGAAUGUACACAGCCAAAAAUCUCAAACACAUAAAAAAACCUUUCGGAGGGUAGUCUCAGGAGGAAGGAUAUGACAGAAGAAGCAUGCUGUGAAAGUCGCAGUGUAAUGUUUUCAACAUGAAUAUGGUCAAAGCCAUAUUGACCUACACUGGGAUUUUUUGCAUUUAUUUCCAUGAUACCUGUAAACAAAUGGAUAUGCAGACAUCCUCCCAGUUCACAUCUUGAAAAAUAGUCAUUAUGAUGUGAGGCUCUUUCAGGUUUAGACUGGCUGUAUGAUAAAAGACUUAAUCACCCCAUCCAACCUGUGUGGUGGGAAUUUUACCAAAUUUAUCCUGCUACCCUGACGCUCUCAGUUUUUUUGAUCAUGGUUAACCCCAACCAUCAUAGUCCACAUACAGCCUAAACAAUAAUUGUGCUUAACUUGUCGUCAGUAGAAGGUUGAGCAAAUGCAUCAGCAAGCAAUUAACCAUGCUUCAGUUGGGCUUGAAUGAUAAAACUUAGUUCUCAUAAACAAGACCCAGUACAGUUACCAACAAAUGCUACCCCAUGACCUAAAUUUACAUGUAUUUUUCCUGCUUUACAAGUAUUAUGUCAAUCAAAACAAGUCUUAUGUUUCAUAUACUUCGCACCAUACAGUUUUAAUGCCAUCAAGAAAGUGAAAUUUGAAAAAAUAAGGACUGUCAAAAAGCAUUAAUUUGUUACAGGGAGGGUAAUGCACAGAAAAAGAAAAGCCAAAUAAUUUUACUCUGACUUCAUUUGCCAUUGACCAUAAAAGCACUCUCUGCAGCUUUAUUAAUGUGAUGGUAACGUAUGGAGGGGACUGAUGGGGCACAAAGUGAUUCAAGUAGUUUGUGAAAGAACACUUAUAUGAGGUAGGGCAGGUGUUAAUGCAAACUGAAUAAGUUUUCUUGUCAUGGCGCUCCUCAACAAAGUUGUUAAUACAGUAGAUUUAAAUCAUCAAGCAUAGAGCCUGUAAUUAAGGUAAUUCCCAUACACACUCAUGAGCCGUUCAUAUUGUAGACAUGUGCCUCCACAUGCACAGUCCGCUCUGCAAUCAACUUACCCUUGAUGAGUAACAAAUAUUGAUUCUUACAAAGCUUUUUUAUUUGCUUCAGCUGAAUGAGCCAAAGCAAAUCAGGCAAGAACUUUCAGGUUUGACUCAUCUAAAAGACACAAUAACCAACUAAACACAAAAUGACAUUUAUGAAAUUUACAUCAGUUACCAAAAAAGUGAAUGAAAGUCAGUUUCUAGUGUCCUAAAAAUAAUGUUUCAGUGUAACUCUUCUGUGUCAAACUUAUAUGAAAAUGUGCCUGUUGUAGAAUAAAACAGGAGCUGGGUGGAGCAGAGCACCAAGAGGAGGUUUCAGGGAGCCAGAGCUAGUUAAGGAGAAGGUAGAGCUGGCCGAGCGUAAAGAGACUGCAUUCCUAAUGACAGAUUCUGUUCUCCACAUCAACAGUCUUUGUUUGUUUGCUACAAGUGCUGCAAUCCUCAGAGAGUCCGCCGUCUCCUGCCACAUCCUUUCAUAAUCUUGCAGUAAGAUCAAGGAAGGCUGAAGGCGAAGGCAGAUGAUAUGAAUUUGUCAUGUAUUUUAAAGUCACAUCAGAACCUUGAAUGUUUGUCAAGAUUGUGAGUUUUGCUUCUCAUUUUAGAGACCUAAAAAAGAUAUAAGAAGAAGAAGAGAAAAAGAUGGUGUAUUAUAGGAAAAGUAAAGGUGUGGGACUGGAAGUGUAAACAAAAGUAACGUCACACUGUGUGGCUUUACUUUAGACUCUGAGUCUAGUGUUAAUGUCGAUGUUUAAAAGAGACAUCCCACAGCUUGUGCACUCCAGAUGAUGAGCAAGGUUUAUGAGCAAGGGGGGGGGGGUCGUUCCUAGCACCACUAAAAGUAUGGAUUUUAAAUUGUGUUCUUUCCAGUUGCAGCAAAAAAAAAAAACUUUCUAAUUUUUGGCUCAUUUGUGUUUUCUACGCUGUCAAAUUUAUAAUCUAUUGAACCACUAGCUAAUAUUCAAUACUCAUGCCUAAUAUUAUGAGUAAUUUGAAUGACCACUGAGAGUAAAUUUGAUCUAUUAAAUUGAUACUGUAGUAUCAUUUUCAUCACUGCACGUUUUUUCUGCUCCAUUUUGGAUCUUUAUCAGAGGCUUUCCAGUUUUUGGAAGUUAGUUUCUCUGUUCCCUCUCAGACUCGCUCUUCUGUGGCACCAAAAAUACACGUCUGUUUGAAGUUUUUUAAAUCUUAAUUCUGCUUCUGAAAAAGUUUCAUCCAGACAAAACACCAGCAGCUGUAUUGCGUCUUAUUAAAACAGUGUUAAAGUUCAUUUCCCCUUGAACACAUUUUCACCUCCAUUAAUGCUUCACAAUAACACCUGAUCACAUUCACACCAUAUGUCUCCAGCUGAAACCAGCACACUUACACAUGUGCGUGACAUGUUCAUACAUUGACACUUCCAUGCACUAGUGCUAACAUGUGCACAUUCUCCUAAGAGCACACAUGGACCCAGACAUAUUAAUUCAUUCACUCUACGCUGCACUCACACGGCAGCACCCCAUUGCUAGGAUAAGAGGUGUGCGCCCAGCUUCUCUCCAUUUAAGUUGCUCCAGCAUUUUAGAUGGCUGCACGGCCUGCAUUCCCAGACAGGCAUAACUCUCUGACGCUCCAGCCUAAGCACAUAGCAUGGCUUUUUACAGGCCUGUUGUGUUAUUGUGACAAAGAUCAAAGGUUGAACUUGAAAAGUCCUCUGCAGAGAAAGCUCUGCUAAAGCUGGAAUUACAUUUACGUUGAGUAUUUUUUUUUCUUUGCAAUCACAUGUUUUACAGUUAACAGUCACGUCCUGCGUGAGUGAGUCGAACAAUAAGCGGCUUUAACAAGCAAUAAAAAGACACUUACAACUGAUAAAGCAUCUCUCGAAGUUUAAUGACAGGCUCAGCCGACCUCUCUCUGCUGCUCUUUAUUAAGGACAACCACGAAAGAAGUUUAAUUCGAAGGCCUGUGAGCACGUAAAAUGGAUGGAUAAAGGGGAUUUUAGAGGAAUGUUGGAGAGUUUAUGGGAAUCAUCAAAAAAAGAGGGGUGAUGGAUGCUCCAGGCUUACUCAGGACACUCCACAUGGCUUUUUCAUCAGCCACUGAAGGAGAGCUAUAAAGUACAUGAUCCACACUUGUUCACUCCUUGUCAGCACCACAGGCUGGACUUAAAUAGACAUCUGAGUUGACAUUCUUCUUUGUUGAUGGACCAUCAACCCUUUAUUUACGCAAACAACAUGUCGACAUUUUCACACCAUUCAUUACUAUGCCAGGUACUGUUUAAAAUUGUUAGCAAACAUGACAAAGUUGUCACAUUCAGUCCCAAAACAGAAGUUAACAUUUUUUGGGGGGUAGGAAUUUUAACUUUGUUUUUUUAUUUACAAAGUGAGCCACAGAUUAGAUGUGAAGGUCUUUGAUCAACAUGACUGCGAAUCUAGUCAGGUAUUCAGUGCCAGCUUUCUGUCCCCUGCUGAAUUUCACUACCUGACCGUAAAAAGGAGUGCUUGAGCUGCACCUAAGCCCCCUUAAAGGAAUUGUCUGUUUUUGUGUGUGUUUUAGUAGUGUGUGUAUGACCCCCAAAGGGAUCCUUGUCAGUUUAAGCUACUUUACAGUUGUGCCGAUUUUUAGGCCAAUUCCCUCCUUCUGAAGAAGUCUGCAAAGGCCCGACUAUUUGAUGGUUCUGAAGAUUAUCUUGCCAGAUUAGCCUGUGGUGUGUCGAGAGUGUUUUUUCUUCCUUUCAAUCUCUAUGGAAGAUGAUCAGAGUUGCCCAAACUUGAAACUGUAAAUAACGAACAUUUUCAAUACUUAGAAUCAGAAAACCUCUUGUGUGAAAAAGAACACAAAGAAUGGCCGAGCAUGCACUCUAUCCAAUGUCACGCACAACAGUUUGAUUGUCAGUUUUGAUGAAGGUUGUACAACAAAUGUAGCGAUGGCAAUGGUAGUGAAUGGAAAGCAUAAACUUAGAUGUGCAACAGAAAUUUUGUAACCACUUGCUGAUACAGGGCCACAACACAAGUGUUUAGUACAUGUGUUUGGUAAAACAUUCAACAACCAACUGGACAAGAGCAGGAGUUGAAAAGGAAUUAGUACUGCAAUCAACGCACCAGGAACCUAAGCACCUAGCAACAGUCAGCUCCUGUAGUCUGCCAUGUUUAAAACUCUCAAGUCACUUUUGACCAGAUGAGAUUUUAUGAGAAAUUUCCAGUUUUGAGAGUCUGAUGAUGAAAAGAGUCUUUGUGUGUGGUGUGCUGGGUUCACCAUAUUGUAGCACACUAAACACUGUAGGCACAAAACUGUUAAGUCUGUCAUCAUUGCUUAGUAAGUAAAGUUUAUUAGAUAUAGCACCUUUAACAGAGAAGAGUCAAAAAGGGCUUCACAAAAUAGCAACAAAAUGAGAACAACAACACUAAAGGGUGGGGUCUGACACUUUCAAAAUCAAUUUUAAUACCUUUUAGUGUAAUGAGAAAUGAGAGGAGAUGAGAAACCAGGUGAAGAAUGGAAAUGAGGUUAUCAGCAGCUGCAGAUGAGAUCAAUUUUAUCAUAAGAUGCACUACAUGCCUUGUGCUUUAUACUUGUGCUUUAGAGUGUCUCCAUGGCUCUGCAUUGCCCUGCCUAUGUGCAAAUGGCAGUGCGAUUUCUAUGCCAGUCAUAUCUCCAGUUUCCAGUUCUGCUUCGUUCUCUGCAUGCUUGAAUCCGCAGCAGCUGAAUCUGAGUGUGUCAUGUUGCGGUUGGAGCUGGUAAUUGUUUAGUGGCACUUAGUCAUACUGCAGUUUAUGCAAAAAAAUAAGAGAGGAGACAUUGAAGGAGAUGUAAUGUACAGUCAUUGUACAGCAAUACUUGGAGUGUUGAAAAAUUCAGGGAAUAUGGUGCUAUCAAACUAGAUUCUUCCUGCUGCGUUAAUGAGUUCUACUGUCGUGUCUUUUUUCACUAUCUCUUACUUUGCUUUUUGCAGCUUUAACUUUUUUUGUAAAAUCUUGGAACAAGUUUUAUUAAGUAUCUUGGUGCAAAUGAAGAAUGAAACAAUGAAAGACAAAGUUAGAUUCAGUUUGGAGUUUGGUGUGAGUGGAUCUUUGUGCACGUUGGAAAGCAGUGUGAUACUCUAAUGCCCUUGUUAGUGUGUGUGUGUCUGUGUGUGUGCAGCAAAUGCGCACGCCCACACAGACACUGUUUUCAAGACGAGCCACUCAGCUGUCAGCUAGGCCUUAUGUGGCAGAUGAGGCGCUCAGCAAUCUCAGUGACAGGCACAAGAUGUCCCGGACUGCCAGGGGCGUGCACACUGACACUGACGCAAACACAAACACACACACACAUACACAUACAAACACACACACACAGCCUGUGUAAAAUGUAGCUCAAACAGAUGCGCUCAGCUGCGAAUCAUGCCUACUGGUCAAAUAUAUGUUUUUAGGGAUGAACAGGUAGCUGUAGAGGACAAGGCCAAAGCAAGCGAGUGAUCUCUUGACAUUUUAACUAAUCCCUUCUAGCUUGUGGUUUCUUGCACAUUUGUGAGACUUGCUAGCAGCCAGAAUUGGCUUUUUCACAUAUGCAACCUGUCAUGUUAGAUCGAAGGAUGACAUGGUACAGAGCCGGGACGUGAUGGCUUGAACGCUGAAGUGGACUGUGAUUGGAUUUAGAUGACACUGCCGGCUCCAGGCUACUGGCCUUUCUGCUCGAGCUGUGUGUUUAGAAGUAGAUUCUUAAACUGCUCUGGUGUCUCAUACAUUGGCAAACAUCGCACCAUGAAGCCAGCAGCGUUAACAAUCCUCCUCGUGACAGGGCUGUGGGGGUGGCCUAUCAUUGUUAACCUGCUGUAUUGUCUUAUUUGCACAUCUAAAACCUUAAACCUCCCAUGAUUCAAACUAUAAGAGUCUUCUGGAGUGUGUAAACAUUCCCAGGUGUUCCUCUGUUGUUUGUAUGCUUCUUAGGUAAGGUGUUAUUAGUCAUAGUCCAAGUUUGGGGCGACAUUUAGGAUUUCCUGUGACUCUGCUUGUUUGUUUAUGCCCAGACAGGCCACAGUGGCAUUGCGUGAUGCGCGUGAGGGAGCAGGCUGUACCUGCCACUGCCCCCGUGUUUGGUGGCUCAGGGCGAACACACGGUACCUGUCAAAAGCAGUUAAAGCCCUGUUCAGCAGGCUGCCUUGCAUGGCAUCCCGUCAGACGCCAGCUGAACUUUUCACUUGUCAAUUCUGAAAGGUUAGCGCUAAAAUCAGCAGCGACAGAUGCAAAUGGAUGGAUGCUUUCCUGGCAUUUUUGUGCAGGGAUGCUUCAUGUCACCUAGACCACCUUGUCUGCCCCCUUCUACCCCCACCACUCUGUCAUUGCCUCUGUUUAGCCCUUCUGUUCUACUUUCAGAACACAUCUGUCUGCAGGGGCAGCCAGGGCCGACCCCUUUAGGUCCUCAGUAGUAUUUGUUUGGGGUUUACUUUGUCCUAGAUCCGUCAUCCCCUUAUUUUCUUGUUGUUCAAGAUUAAUCCAACUAAUUCGCUAUUAUGGACAUAAAUGAAACCUUCUUUGCCAGGUACAGCCAGGCGUGUGGCAGUAAAGAGUUUUUAGGUGACAAAUGAUCCUUUUUUAAAAGCUGCUCUGGGAUCAUCUUUAUUUUUCAUUAUAAAAAUCUACUUAAAACUGUUCUUCUCCAACUUUUAAGACUGUCUGAGAAACAAGUUUUGAAGCCUAUGUAUCAGAAAACACGAAGCUCUCUCUCUCAGUAGAGUUGGUUUAGAAAAUGUGUUGGAAUUGCAAGAUGUUUUAUCUCAGGCGAUACAUGGAAACAAAUGCAAUGAUAAAGAAAAAGUGUGUGAAAAUUUUACAGUUAGCUUUGUUGUUCAUGUAAUGGGAUGCCUGGGUCAUCUUGGCUUAUUUCUGGUGUUUUUUUUGUCAGUUUUCAUGUUUAUCUGGUAUUUAUGAUGGUGAGUAAAUCCACAGACACCAACCUUGAAAGGUGAUACAAUGAACACACUGAAAUGUUUGCCAUCAUCAGGAUUUGAUGUCAAAUACUCAACACGUUGACCCAACAUAACUGCUCUGCAGACAUACAGGUCCCUCAAACAAACUUCCUCAGAAGAUUAAUAUCCGGCCACUGAGCCGAAGCAGGAGCAGGGGAGUGGAGACUCACUAAUACAGCGAAUCGAAACAUUUUACUUUCUUUAAAUGAUGGGAUGAUGUAUUUAAAUAUCCCUGAGGGGAAAAUAGUCUUUGACAACAGUGAACAAACGUAGAGUUCAGUGCAAAUUAGUUUUACAUGAAAGUAAGCAAUGCACAAGACAGCAACCAUAAAACAGAUAAUAAUGAUGAAGAAUAAGUUCAAUCAAUAUGCACAAUCAUGUCAAACUUUCAAUAUGGUCGCUGUCUCUCUGAGCCUGCCUGCACACAGAUAAUUAACAUAAGAGGACAGGUGUGAUUUACCAUCAAAGUGUACGCUCAGAUAUUAGCAUGAAAGCACCUGCUCAAUGAUCAAAGAGUCAUGGGUUUUUUCAGGGGUAAAAUCAACCAGCAAUCCUUUAACAAAAUCACUUUUAAUGGCAAAAAGUUUCGAAUCAAAAGAUCCCUGGACACCUCCCCAAAACAGCAGGCCUUAGCUUUGUUCUUUUUUCCAUUAUUUAGAGAUUCCACACAUUUAUCCACCAGGGUUAAUCAAAUUAGAAAGAGGAUCUCUCUUUAACCGACUGAAAAUUUGAGCAGAACAAGACUCAUGAUGAACAACCAUCUGCAACAAACUUAAGUCUCCCCACAGCUAAACUCUUGCCCUAGCAUAAUACCUAAUGUGGUGUUAUCACAUCCAGUAAGUGGAAGUGAUAUAAAUGCACACAAUGUAAACCUUUUUCCACAAAAUAUUAAAGGAGAGAAUUGUCUGAAGUCUAGGCAUGGGGAUGUUAGAAGAUGAUUGUCACAAACUAUUUUUAUUCUUUUUUUCUGGAUUCAUGCAGAUUUAAAAAAAAAUUAACUUAAAAAAUCUCAAACUAGAUUUUUAAAAGUCAAGGUCAUUAAAUAUGAAGUCUUACUUUUACUUGUAAGAGGUCUUUAAUUUGAAAUAAAUCACGCUGGCUGUCUCGGUGUCUUAAAAUGGCUUUUCUGCAUUGAUUUCAUUGAGCUCAUGAAAUUCAAUCUUUUACCUCCAAAUUUAGAAGUUCAACUGCCAGAGAGCUUGAAAAUAUCUCAUCAUAUCCUGAUGGUGCACAAAAAAGCAAUUGUGCAAGGUAUUUGAUUUUAAUAAAAAUUUCAGCAGGAACUGACAUCCAUGUACGAAUGCCUGAAAUAAUAAUCAUUCAAAAAUUCCUGUAAAGUUGGGAUGCUGAUUAAAAAGUUGAUGGAAUCUGAUUUUGAUUUUAUAUCCUAUUGAAAAUUAGUGAAAGACGACACUGGAAAUUGAAGAAUUUUGACGUUUUAUAAAAAGAACAUAAGGAUUUUGAAACAGAUGCCAUCAACACCUGUUGGAGAAGUAGGAACAUCAGUAUGCUAACCACUGUGUUGCAUCUCUUUAUAACAACACUCUGUAAACAUAUGCGAAAAGAGUAAGCUGGUUGUGAGCAAUGUCAAGCUGAUUGUAGACCAUCAGUAUGUUUAAGAAGCUGCUUUAGUGUCAAAUUUGUUGCACCAGACCUGGAACUCUCAGAGCAGAAAAUGUUUCAGCUUCUAUUUUAGAUAGAAAACACAGUUUGAAAUUAUGUAGGGAGCUUUUCUAUAACUUUUUUUGUAUGUGUAUGUGAAAAAUUUCGGUCCGGAAUAUUCCAGGUUGUAAUCCUUGUUUUAGGUAGACAUUUUACUGCACGAUAGACAUACCCAAUGAACAGUGUGUGAGGGAGUGGACCACCUUCUCUUUGAGCUGUCAGAAAACCAAAUUUGAAAAGUAACUUUUAAAAAGUAGGAAUCGUUUAUUUCCUCAAGCUGUCCAUCUUUACUUAAGAUCUUUUUAUGCGUAUUGAAAACAUAAAUAGAUAAACAGUUAACCAGUGAUAACUCUAUAACCAUGUGUGACUAUGUAAUCCCAUAUACUGAUACAUUUAGUGUGUCCCUAAAACACUUACCCAUCUGUUUACUCACCUGUGCUUUCAGGUGGAACAGAAGAUGAAGUACAAUGAUCAGCACUGCAAAUCCAGAGGCCUUCUUUCAGGCCAUCGCUGGUAUGAGAUCCAGGCCUACAGAGCUCUAAACCAGGCCCUGGGGAGGUAAAUCUGUCCUCUACAAAGUGCAGGAUGUGAAUCUGAUCUCUGCCUUUCAUGCUGAAACCUUUAAACCUUUCUUUUAAAGAUGCAUCCGCCACAGGAACGACUGGGGCGCCCUGAUUUUAGUGGAUGACCGGUACAAGAAUAAUCCCAAUAAGUACAUCACAGGUACUCAGAACUGUUUCUCAGACUGCACAGCCUCUCAGCUUGAACACUAGAUGGCAAUAGUUAUCCACUGUAAGACUGUUGACGGUGUUGUUCUCUGUUUGAUGUGUGUGUGUGUGUCUGUGUUUGAUGUGUGUGUUUGUUUGAUCCCUAGGUCUGUCUAAAUGGGUCCGCCAGCUCGUCCAGCAUCAUGACACUUUCAGCGACGCCAUGCAGUCUCUUGUAGCGUUCUCUCAGCUACAGUCAAAGACAGAGGUGGUUCCUGCAGGCAGUCAGACCUCCAGCUCUACAGCCCACUCAUCUCCAAACGGUCACUUGGCUGUACCUGUUGAGGAUCAGAGCUUAACCACGACCUCAGAAUCUCAAACACCUAGCUCUCAUGCCAAGCUGCCUGAACCCCUGAGCCCCUCAAACGUCAGUUUUUUCUCCCAUACACAAUUAAAGGCUGAACAAAAAGAAAAAGCAGGUGAGCUGUAGAAUAUAAUCAAUAUUUUUACAACAGUGUGUCUUUGGGACUCGCAUUUGACUGAGGUCCCAAGCUAGGUGCCAGAUCAUGAAAAAAAAAAAAAUGUAAAUUGCCCAGCUUCAGCAAUUCGUAAUGAGUGAUAAAACUGAAUUUUAGGAGAAUGCAAAAUGAAACGCAUCCUGUACAGGACAAGAUCAGCAGAGGGAUAAAAUUGUACUGCUUUUCACAGGAUGCACCAAAAUCAACACAAACUGAAAGUUCUUCAUGAAAGUUUAAACCAAAAUUACAUUGAAAAUACAUAAAAAAAUAAAAUGUGAGUCACUCAUACAGAUCUAUCCCAAAGUCCAGAGUAUAGUUUGUAAAAUGCUGUCUGUUUUUUUGAGGUCUGCAUUUAAAAAACAAAACAAAAAAAACUUAUUUUUGUGUGUGAUGAUUUUCAGUGUGAUCAACAAAGUUUAGUUCCUGUGCAGCUAUGCAGCCCUGUAAAGUACCACCUGUUUUCAUCAUGUGGGGUUUGUAAUCCCUCCAGCUCAUGAUUACUCCGUACUCGAGCUCAGGCUACAGUGGCGUUGACAUUUGCGAGGCACUGCUGUGGCCUGUUUACAUGAGUUCAAGCCAUCACUUCAGCUUGUCAUUUGUUCCCUUAAAUUGAGGAGUCUUUUUGAUCUCUUUUUGAUUGGAUAAUUCUCACAAUUUUUGUACUGCAUAGUGACUUCAUUAGCAGUCAUUGCAAAGCUUUGGGUUUGAUUGUAGAGACGUAUCCUGGGUCAAAUCCUCACACUGCUUUAAAUACAGUGUAUUUUUGCAUGGUAAAGAGGAUAUAGCUGGUGUCUUAAAGUGGAAAAAGUUAUGAAAAGAGCAGCUGUAACACUAAAUUUUAUGGCCAUAGAAAAGGAUGUUAAGUGGAUGUUAAUGUUCUGAAGUGGGUAAAGGUCUGCUCAGUCAAUUUGUCAAGGUUUAAGGUUUCUGCAGGUUUGAAGUGUACUAUGUCUUUGACUGUUUGGAAUCUAUGGUCCUUUUCUCCCUGCAUUUCUGAUGCUUUAUGAGCAGCUGUGUUUUCAAAAGACAGCGAUCUAAAAGACGCAUGUCUUUUUUUGUUGCCAAAGAAUGUAAGAGCAUGACAUCACCACAAGAAAUGAUGCCGGGGUGACGUGUUUGCACACCGUUAUGGUGAGCACCCAUUGUCUUUGGGGUCACGACAGGGUUGAGCAGUUGAAUAUGCUGAGGUGGAGAGGGGUCGGAUGGAGCAGCAGCAGUAGAAGCACACCCCUCCACCACGGCCCCACCCCUCACAGUUGUGGAGGUUGGGUGUUGGGGGUGGGGGCCAUGGAUCAGUUGAGUGGCUUGCCUCAUUACUGUAAGGUUUUUGCGUGCCCGAGUGGUGCUGGAGCGAGCUGAUGAGCAGAUGUUGGACUGUUGCUUUUAAUUAAAUCCACUUGACCUUUGUUUGGGUGAUAUUGAGCGUAAGCUCACAAUUAUAUCUUUAUUUGGAAAACAGCCUUGGCAGCAAUGCUACUUUGCAUACCAGUGUCACCUUAUGGUGAGCCACUUUAUGACUCUUAAAGGCUCUUCUGAUUCUGUUUAUCUUAGUCUUAUUCAUACAGUAUUAAGAAUCUUAGAGAAUUAGAAAUAAGAAAUAAAUUUAGAAAUAGAGAAGUUUUGUUGGGUUAAGGCUUUUCCUGGUUUCUCUAUGUGUACCUGUUGGAUGAUUUGGUCCACUGUGAAAAUAUCUUUGUUAUACUCGCAAUUGACAGCACAAGACAGACUUAAUUACCAUGAUUAAGUAAUUAAAGUUCUUGAAUUUACACAUAAUUAAAAACAAGGUAUAAAUGGAUGUACCAGAGGUAGGAAAACACACAGAAAUCGCUCAAAAAAAGUAAAAUUUAGUUGAAAUGACUUAACAGGAAUCUUAGGGUCCGAGGGUAAAUGAUGUCAGUCCACCAUCUUUCAGUCCUCCUUGCAGGUUAACUUUAAACAGUACAUGCCUGUGCUGGAUGCAGUUCUCUUGUCAAGUGGUUAUAUACCAGUUUAAGCAGACACAGCUCACACACAACUUCAUCUCAUUUUUCUAGAUCAAAAUACUGCCAAACUGUGCCAUACAAUAAGAUGCUCUCUGCCAUCUGUGCCAUUUUACAUUGGGGUAGUAUGGAGCUCUAUCAUUGAGACAGUAACCAUUAACCUGAGCUAGAGUCCCGGCUUGUGAAGGGGAGCUGAUUAUGCGAGUCAUUUUGGGCCAACCUUAUCUGCUUCAUUCUUUGUUUAUGUCAGGCAGUAUGUCAAAUGUGAUCUUAGUAUUAACUGUAGUUAUGUUUUUAUUGUCAAUUUUUCUGACUGAUUUCGAUGACGAUUUUUUUCUUCUUGUAAAUUUGAUGUAUUUACUUUCAUGUAGAGCUUUCAGCCCUGCUCUUUAGGGGGUUAUGCUGCAUCCAUUUCUCACAAGUGCCACAUAUUUCAGAGGCAUUUCAAAUUGCUGUCAAUUUCUUCAUCAUUCAAAUAGCUAAUAGCCGACACAUAAUACGGUUUGGAUCUUGUUUAGCAGUGCAAAAGGAGCUUUGCCUAGUUUUGGCUGUUUUAUGAAUAGUCUCCUAUGUAUAGACUAGUCCAAAUUCAAAUUCAGUUUUAACGACAGGGAGAUUUGUUGCAAAGACUAUCAUAGGGGAUAAAGGGUAACUUUUUCUGGUAUUCCUAAUGGUAAAGCACUUUAUUAUUACUUAGGAGCAUUCACUUUACAUUGAAGUUAAAGUGUUGAUAACAAGAAGGGACCUCCAAGCAAUGUUAACUGUCGAAUAAAGUGGAAGUUGAGACCAUUUUUUAAAUGACUAUAGCUGUUAAGAUGAACAAUUAUGAGAUGCAUCAGCUGCCUCCUCUAAUUUAAACAAAAGUGACACUAAAUAAUGGAAAAACCUGGAAAAUACUGAUAGUCAAAUGCACCAGUGUGCGGCUUAAACCAAGCAGAAGUAAAAAAAGAAAAAAAAAGGGUGUCCACCUCUAAAGUCAUGAGAAAUAGUCUGAGCAGUAAAAUCAGCUGUUUUGAACGAGGCCUUUUUUUAAUGGCUUUUUUUCCACUCAGUUUUUGAUGAUGCUUGGUAGGACUUGGUAGGACUCAGUUAUGAUACAUAUAUGCAUCUUUUCUCUCCAAACCAGAUUUGGUAGCCUUCAGGUUUUUUUCUCUCUUGUCUUGAAUAACAAGCUUUGAUCAUGUUAAUAGUUACACUCAUAACUUUUGUUGUUGUUUUUUUUUUUUGUUGCAGAGAGUUUGCAGAUGAUAAACAGCCCCCCAGCAGAGCCCCCAUCUCAUCAAAAGAGCAAAGCCCAGCCUCUGUACAGCAUUUUUACCUCCACCCCCAUCAACAACCGCUUCAAGAAGCCAAUCUUCAAAGAAAAAACACCCCAUAACUCUGACCAACACUUGGAAACAUCAAAUCAUUCAGAGCACAAGGAGAGCCUGCAGAUCUCUGAGGCUGCUUUUCUUAAACAGGAGGCACCAGCAUGCUCCAGCAAAACCAAAGUGGAGCCAAAAUUUCAGUCUGUAGAGUCCCCCCCCAGCUUGGAAAGCGAGCUGCCAAAUACUGCAGACUCAGAUGGAGAUGACGAGGACCAGACAAUUUAUUUCACUCCAGAGCUUUUUGAGGAGGAAGAAAAUGGAGGCAGUCCACUGAAAGAGAUAGAGGUGAAGACACCACAGAAGAUGGAGAGCGCUGCUGUGCUGUCAGAGGGACCUUGUUGCUCUGAGCAGGUCCAAGAGCGGGAGCAGACUGUGGUUUUGAACGAGCAGAAUACAAGUUCAGUCAGAAAGGAGAGCACAGGGCUGCCACAGGGACAAAAAAAAGAAAUAAUGAAGGCGACACGAGGUGAGGAAGAAGAGCAGGUAGAAAAUCAGAGCAGUCAGAAAGAGAAUAAGCUUCAAAGACUUUCCCGCUCCAGGCAGAGAGCUCCCUUCAAUCUUGCAGGUAACCGAUGACAUAGUAAUAAGAAGUGUUAUCAAAGAAAGCAUAAUAUCUUUCGUGCAAAUAAAGUGCAAAAGACAAAUUCACUGCAUAUAACAUUGCAAAAGAGUUCUUAUCAUCAUUGUAAACCUCUUAUAAUUUCAGUACAUAAUUCUUAAUCCAUUCUGCCCAUUUCUGCCAUUUUUUAUGUUUGAUUAAAGGCUGCUUGUUUGGCAGAGUUUCAUAAACACUAAGACCAAGCUUAUACUACUUUAUCUUUGCUUAGAAACAGCAUUUUAGAACUAUUACUAUCUCCUUCAAAUAUAUCAGAGACCUGACAGCACUUAUCUCAAGUUCAUGUAUAUACAGUAAGUAUCUGCAGGUCUUAAACAGGCACUGAUUCUCUCACAGACUCUGUUGGGCUGUUUACUGCACUGCACACUGGUAUUGCUCAGCGCACAGCUUCCUCUUCUGUAGGAGACUUGACUCUUACAAACCUUCAUGACAUGUCAGCAAACUUCUGAUCCAUUUACUACAAUAAAAUCACAAGAAAAUUGGCAUCUUUUUGGGGUCCACUCCACUGAAGUAUUUCACUAUUAAUAGUGAAGCGGAGACUCACCAAAAACAGAUAAAUGGGUGCUCCUCUGUAGGAUAUAAUCAACCAGGAAAUUAAGGAAUUUAACUUGCUGAAUACGGUAAGGUGAAAUUUUACUUAGUCUUCGAUUGAAGCACACAGUUUCUACCUAGGCUGCUAAUAGGUUGGUAACAAUAAAGUGCAUUGAAAAGAAAGUCUUUGGUAGAAUUCAUUUAUUUCCAACCCCUGGCUUUACUGGAAUGUCAAAAACGUGUGUUAUCAUUUCCUGAGGCAGAAAUUUUUGUCAUUAUUGGGAUUUAGGCAAACUAAGUCACACUGAUCAGGUUUCACAUCAUGAACUCCAGAAUGGCACAAUAUUGGUGUCUGAGUGCGUUAUUUCAUUGCGCAUUAUGGCACUUUAGAAGCUUGAUAGGAACAGUAUGUUAAUACACAAUCAGAGCUCGUCCACACACACACAUGCACACAGCAUUGUUCUAACCUGCUGAUCUCAGCGCUACACAUUGCCAACACUUUCCAUCCCUUGUGUCUUUGUUUUUGAAUGUCUUUACAUGGUGGAGGGCCAACCCGAGCAGAUUCUUGUUCUUGAAACUAGAUUUUUUUCUUCUGCCUGUCAUGGAAGGGUUCAUGCUACAUCUCAAAGAAAUGUCUGCUUGUACACAUUAAAAUGCAACCUAGACUUAUCAAGCUUACAAAACUGAAGCACCACAGGACUUGUAGGGGAGCCUGAAAAUGCAGUAUUGUUGACAGCGCAGGAAAUUAUUGUAAAAACUAGGUUGUGAAAUUAAAAUUCAUUACUGUGGAUUCAGCCUCUGCUGUUUGGCAUCAAAGUAUGUUACACUUUAACUAACAAGGCUGCUUUCUCUUUAACAUGCACACAGUUGAUGAUGAGGCUUUGGCCAUCUGAGAUCAGCUGCUUAUGCCGUGUGACAGCACUUCUUAUUAAGGCCAUCCUCAGUUAAACACACAUAACUAACCAACAGUAUCCAAACUGCAGUGCUGAUUAAAUGUGCGUUUUAACAAGUCAUUAAAAUACAAAGCCAUAAAAUUAUUUGUUCUCUGCAGAUAAUCAGGUAGUCUUGUUUUAAUUUUAAUGAUGUGUUUGUGGAUUAUGAGCGAGGAAUGUGGACAUUUUAGACAUGCCUGACUCAACCUUUCAAUUUCAAUUCCAGUUGUGAAAUUCUGUGCUGCAGACGUAAAUAAUAUUGGUGUUUAAAUAAAAAUAUUUUGAAUUCAUGAUGGGCAUCCUUAUCGAGUCUGAAAAGUCAUAAAAAUGUAAUUUUAGUUUAUAUUUUGUUGAUGAUUUACAUAAAAAAAAUUUGGCAUAUUGGUUUUUCCUUUAAGUUUGAAGGGGGGGGGGGGGCAUAUAUUAGCAGUAGUCAAGAUUUUGUCAUAAAAUUGAAAUUUUAAAAUUAAAAAAACCCAAAACAAAAUACUUUCUAAAUGAACAAGUAACUGUUCAAAUCUUAACCUUGUCCUUUAUAUUUCAGUCAUGGUUGACAGAAACAGAUUAUUCUUGCCCUGUUUAUGUGUAAUACAGUGGUGUGUGUAAUCAGCAGUUUGAUGGCCACAUUUGAUUGCUUGAGUCUGAGGAGUUGAGGUCAUUUAAUCAAGCUGAUGCUAAAUGCACAAUCAUCAAACAGGCUGGGCUGAGGAGACAGAAAAAUGAGAUUAAACAUGAUUACACUGAUGUGAUUUGUCUCAUUACAGCUCAAACUUCACCAAUGUGUGAUUUGCACAGACAAGCAGAGUAGACAAGUGUUCCAUUAAAGCCUUUCUUGACUCAUCAGCUGCCUCCCCAAGACCCCUAAUCGUGCAGGACCACUCAUUAACAUCAUCAAAACACAGAGCGCUCAGAGAAGCUGAUGUGUGUUAAAAGCAUCUAAUAGGAAGCCGGCAUUACUGAAUGACUCACUAAUGGCUGUGAAUGACCGCUUUUCACCAUUAGACUAAUUCAUCUUUUUUAUCCAGUCCUGAAUCAUUAAAACUAUGCUGAGACAACAUUUUUUAAAUAUGCAAAGGAUCUGACCAAAUUUAAAAAAUACACAAAAAAUUUCUUUUUUUUUUUACAUCACAUUCCCCAUUCCUUUGAUCCCCCAGAUUAAUGUUGCUUUUAGAAAUAAAACUCUGUAAGUAAUAUUUAACACGUUAAAUAAUUGGUUAACUUUCACCUUUUGAGCAUAUUUUUUGUAGUACUUUAAAUUAAAGCCCUGUAGAAAAAGGUGAUAGUAUUGACAAGAUUUGGUAUUGUUUUCAUAUUAAAGAUGAGUAAACUUAAUCGACAAAAGUGUAUGACAAAAUUAGUCACCAACAAAUUUCACUGUCUUGCAUCAAUUGGUUUUUGUAUUUGUACAUUUUUCAUACUGUGAGACAUAACAUUGUUUACAGCACAUCUAAACCAUCUCACACCCUUCCUGUUUUUGCAAGGAGUUGUAUAUGCAAAACAGUGACUAAACACAACCCUAACAACACUGCAAAGGCCGGUGUUAUUAUGGCUGCCUGCAAAUUUUUUAACAUGGACUUUGCUUAUCAUUGGAGCUUGUCAGCCAUAUGGGAGCGUUUGAAGAGGGAACUUGACUCUUCUGUCCCUCACCGCAGAGCUAAAAUUUAUGUUUGAUAUUUUCUUAACACUAAAUGCUACUGUUAGUGUAAUACCUUUUAAUCCUUGCUCAUCAGCAGUCAGAGUUGACCGUAUGUUUUUGAAAUCACUAUUUUUUUGUCUAUCUCGGCCCAAACCAGUAAUUUAACACAAAAUGGGACCUUCUUCCAGUAACCAGUCAGUCCAGUGCUAAUUUACAAGCCUUGCAACAACGCAUAGUGUGUCAGUAAAGUCUGUCUUUCAGGAUCCUUUUUAAGGUUCUCUAAUAUUAUAAAAUGUCUGACAGUAGAUAAUGAAAUUUAGGCUAAUAAAAAGUUUUUUAAAGUUUUAUUGUACGAAGUGUCAAAUUUGAGUGAAAUGUGUCACAUUGUUUGAUCAGUUUUUUAAUAUCUAGUUAUCAUUAAAAUUUCUUUGUGGGUUUGCUCAUUCACGGACAAUUUCUCAGCAAUUAUGGCAUCAGUAAGUCAUCCAGUUUGCAAAAACAGUAUUAACAUAUCUUUUAUAGGACUUAAAAAGGUUGUUGAAAUAUAUUAAAUGUGAUUUGAAAAAGUAUGCAGUAACCCUGAUACCUUAUGGUAGUAUCUAAAAGUGACUAUCACCAGAAGUUUAUUUAUUUGUUUAUUUAUUUGAUUGAUUCAUGGAUUGAUUGAUUGAGUGAGUGAGUCAGUCAGUCAGUCAGUCAGUCAGUCAGUCAGUCCAUACUCCCAAAUGUAUAACACUCAAGCCGUUCCCUUUUAUUGUUGUUUGUCUUGUUGACACUAAGACUGUAUUCCAGUGCUUGUUUAAUCAAUUGUAAUUUUUUUUUUUCAGCUCCAGAAAAAAAUGAUUUUCAUUGAUUUGCUCAUGAUGUGCCUGGGUCUUAAUUGACAGGUGGUGGCUGUGAAGUGGAGAGUGCAGGAAGAGUCAGUCUUCAGCAGAUUGAGACCAGAAGCAGUCAGAGGAAGAAAGACCAGGCUAGAACAGACCAUCAGGUAAAAGUGGUGUCUUCAGGUUUGAAAUGCAGACUAUCCAAGGACAGACAUGUCAGGGGAAACAGCUCCAAAAAUAAGAACAUACAUCCACCACAGGACCCAUAUGAUAGCUGGAUAACCUGCAGACAGACAGAACAAAGUUUACAACAAACUGUCAGCGAUAAAGCACCUGAGUCUGAGAGAUCUUUAGUUGAUGUUGGGGACCACAGAACUCCAAAAAAAGUUCCUGUUAUACCGCUUCGUUCUACAAGAAUUGAGUUUGACAUUGUGACUCCUGAAGAAGACAAAGAGGAAAGUGGAGCAGCAGGAUGUAGUCCUGCAGUGGAUGGUCCUGAGACUCAGCACACCAAGAAAACAGGUAAAGUUUUGUUAUUUGUAGAGCCUGACUGAUAAAUGUGUUUGCAGGAAUCAGACUGAAAUAAGUCUGUCUCAAAAACACAGAUUGAGUUGGUGUACAUAGACAUGAAACUCUGUAGACUAUAUAUAGAAGUCUUUUCUCAGGGACGUAAAUGAAUGUGCCUCAUCUUUAUAGUUUGCAACUCUCUUAAUUUGACACCUGAAGAUUAUUGUAACUCAUAUUCUUAAAGUAGCAACAUUACAAAACAAGUGUAUAAAUAGACUUACCUUAUUAAUGCCCGUGGACAAUAGCAGCGUGGCAAAAUGUCCAUAACUGCUUUUCAGUACAUAGGUUUUCUGUCAGGUUUUAUUGCUAUUUUUCAAAGUUCUCUGCAGACUAACACUUGACUUUCAUUUUUUAAACAAGCUAUAAAAGUAAAGAGAUCUUGCCGAAAGAAACACAGAAGGUGUUACAACACUUCUCCAAAAAGAAAGGUCAGUAUCGGGUCGGGUAUGAGUACAUUUCUCUAAUCCAACCACAGUGAGCAGUUUACUUUCAUGUUAUGAGAACGAUUUAAACUCUAAAUUUCCAGUGAAGUGAAAAAAAAAAAGAUAAUUAAAGGAGAGAAAAUAACACCAUAAAGUGUGUGUUGCUUUACACCUCCAUGGUGUUUUGGCACUUGGCCCAGAGGGACAUAAAGAAAACUGAGAAUGAUUAUGAGUCACAGAACCACAUCCUGUGUGAACUGGAGAAUCAACGUCUAACAAGAAAAAACUAAUGUGAGCAUGACCGGUAACACUGACAUGUUUGCUGUCAUUGUUCACACUUUCUGAACUGUGUUGUCACAUUUUCACAGCAUUUAGUCAUAGCCGAUAUCUUUUAGUUUUGAUUUGGCUCUACGUAAACAAAAAUGAUAGUGGUAAGCGCUUUUGCUUCACAACAAAAAGGUCCAUGGUUGAUACCUGGUCAGGCAGGAGUCUGUCACUAUGAAGUUCACAUGUUCUCAAGUUCUCCCCUUACAUGUUGGGUUCUUUAUGGCUAUAAGGGCAAAGUGAUCUGCAACGCCCCAAACGAUUGUUAUUUAAAGAAAUGUGCUGCAUAUUUAUAGAUAAAAGCAAUAGUUUAAAACAAAUACUUCAACAGAGACAAUGCCGCAAAUCAAACAAAAAAAUAACAGGCUGCAACAAAACAACUGCAGUCACUGAAAACCUGCUGCAAUAAACAAUGCACAAACAGAAAACUAGUGCACAAUGAAAAACAAUGAAUCACUAAGUAAGGAUUGGCUCCAGUUACCCAUAUCCCAUGCAGCUUAAAUGAUGUGUACUAAUGAAUGUUUGAAAAUUGGGCAACAUCACCUGCUUUCAUACCGAACCAAAUUUAUCAAAUAUAUCUAAAUAACUCCUCAAAUGUGUCUUAAUAGCAAUUAAGACUUUUUGUUUUUCAUCCAGAGAGUUAGAGACCAGAGGCCGUGCCAUUUGGGUCUCUACUGUUCCACGUGUGGGUUUGAACUUCUUCCUGCGGCAGAAGGUAAUUUCUGAGAAAUCUCAGUCAACUGAAAGGAGUCAAACUAUGAAAAGAAACAUAAACUUUGUUUUGAAACACUGAAUGCAGAAUCACUUUUGUUUUCAGGUGUGUUUUGGAGAGCUGGGUAUGAAUCAGUACCAUUUUCAAUUCUGAGAAAAAACACAUUCAAUACUACAGAACUGAGCUGCCGCUGCCAACAUGAACCACGUCAUCCAUCAAAUCCAGACAAUUUACUCCUGGUGGUCCAGAGUCUCAGAGCACUGAAGACCCUCCGGACUGUUCUGCAACCUUACUAUGAUAACACCCUAACAGGUGAGUGAAGAAGUGGACUGAAGGAAACAGCUUUAAAAUUUCUCUCAUUAAAGCAGUCACAAAACCUAUAAUUUCAUGUAGCAAAACAGAAGAGUUGUUAAUGUGUUAUUCUGUCACCUAAAUAUAAAAAAAAAUUCCAAACUUUUAUGAGUUGAAGUAAAUGUUAUCUAAAAGUAUGAAAAAAUAGGACCCAGAGAAAAACACAGUGUGUAAUAUUUCACAGUAUUUCACAAGACAAACUUGUUACUGAAUACAGUGAGGUUUAUUUAAGUGAGUCUUUAGCCACCUGAACAUAGAAAUUUUCUAUUUUAUUAACUUAGAAUGAGCAUUUCACAUCUACAUGAGGAGCAGCAGCUGCAGUGUGUAAAAAACAAUUUUGAUAGGCUAGUCCUUAUCAUGUAUCACAGGAGUUUCUUGCCCUUAUAAGAGGGAUGAGCAAGGGAGCAUUUCAAUCUGGAAUCUGACAGCUCAGUAUUAUAAAAUGUUCCCAUUUUUACACACUAUACCUUUAAAUAAGGACAUAUUAGCCCUCCUGUCUCAACAGUUUCUUGUAUUUAAGGUUAAUAGAGUGACAUGCUGUUUCACUGCUUCUCAUUCUUUCAUGCAGCAUAUAAUGCCAUCUGGAACCCUGAGGAGGGCUCUGUCACCAGAUUUCUGCAGUGCAAAGGCUGUUGGUCUCCGAGUGCUGUUCGGUCUGCAUCUUUCAUGGCAGCAGAGAUUCAGUACCCUCCAGAUGCAACCCGAGAUCAGGUACAUUUUUAGUGAAUGCAUAAAUGUAAGCGGUGCACCACAAGGCUUGGUUUAGACAACUGGUUUUGUCUAGUAUGCAGGGAAAAAAGACUCCUUUAUAUUUUUACUCCAUUUUGGAAGAAAAUACCUAUAGUUGAGUGAGAAAGCAACCCUUCCAUACUUAAAAGAAGUACCCAAACCCUUCAAAUAAGUGUGCAGAUGGAAUCAGCAUUACUUUAAUGUUUUUUUGUUAAUAUAAAAACACGUACCCUUUUAUACAUUAUUGAGAUUAUUUUGUAUUCUUACUUUUAAUAUCCACACUGACAAUCCAGAGAAUCCAUGAUAUGAAAAAUGGUCUCACAGACAUGGAAAGCCACUGAAAUUAUCAGGAAAAAAAAUCCUCAAGUUGUUGUUGUUGUUUGUCACUUGUUCUUCAAACUUCUGAUGCACACAUGCUGUGCCAGGGGGCCGCUCUUAAUCAAUAACCACCCUGAAUCCUCCAUAAGCCGAUUUACAGUCGUCACAGAACAAAGUAUCACAGCUUCUGCAAAUGUCUUAGACAGUUUUUAUGGCUGCAUUGAUUUGUAAACCCUUAAGCUGAUUUCUUAAAUGAUUUGGUUUAAAGGCAGGAGAUGCCUCUUUUAAAAGAUGCUAAAAUGCUCAUCGUGUAGAGUGAUAAUUGGAAAAACAAAGAAAGCUGCUGAAUUCAGUACUUCAGAAGCAUUUGGUGUUUACUUUUUCUAAAGAAGAUGAAAAACUGAUAAGUUGAGGUAUAAAUCUUGUAGUAUAGUAGCAGAGCUGUACAAUAACUACAGUAUUUCACUAAUAUUCCUCUAUUAUGAGCAUCAGUGAAAUCAGCUUGACUGGAAUCAUUGUUGUGAAAAAAUAACACCAUGAUUUGCAUCUUUAAAAUAAGUUUGGGGUAAAAAUGAUUCACUUUUAUUAAUUUCAUUUGUUUAAAAAUAAUUUAAGUGCAUUAAUUUUGGGGUUUCAAUUACUAAGGCUUUUCUUCUUUUUUUAAGUUGCAUUAUCUACGUAAUUCAGAAUUGGUGUAGUGCUGUUACUGUCCUCAAGAAACUGCAGAGAUUAUCACUUUGACCUGUCAGAUUAAAAAGAUUAACCCUGAUUGACUUGUAAAUUCAGGUUAACUUUCCAAACUCUGUAGUACUUUCAAAUCUAAAUCUGACUAAUCAUUAAAGUUCAAUCUGUUUGCUUUUGAAUGAUGCAAACUACAAUUGUUCUGUGGACUUUAUAAAGCAGCAAAAUAAUUUUUGGUAGAUAAGUGAAGAUAAGUGGCUAAAGAGAGGCAACCACAGAACUAUAUAAAUGUUUUGAUCAUUGCUAAUAAAUUUAUAUUUUUAAACUAAAUUUUAGGCAUUAUUAUGUCUAAACCUUGGAAUUUUCUUAUUUAUAGGCAGGAUUUGCCAUCAUCAAAUACAGCUGCUAAAAUCAAGAAUAAACUAAGAUUGGAAUCAGUCAGCCAGCACUUAAUAUGCAGUAAUCAAAUGGUGCUGUUGUGUUCUGAAAACUUAUUAAUGCGCAGGGAGAAAGAGGGGUGAACUUCAGAGCAAAUAUGGUUGUGUAUCAUGCUAGAAUAGUUUGUCAAAGCAAACCUUGCAAAAUUUCUGAUCACAAAAACAAGACAGUGAGUUCUCAAUUAAAACUUGAAGAGGAGAUUCAAACAUUGUCUCUUCAGUGAAAUGCAUCAUUUCUUGACUUUAAAAGUCCUCAAGCUAAGCCAUGAAACUACUUUUAGAAACAUUUUGAUUUGUCGCUAUAGGCUGUGUUCUGUGGCAUCUAGCAUGUCUUAAUCAUUAUAAGCCAAUUAUGUCAGUUGAAGCAUCCCACAUAAGUCAGUGAAUCUCUCCUGCUAUGACUUGUCAUUCUGCAUGUGAAGAUAAAUGUGGUUAAGUUUAAAAUAAGAUGGAUAUUCUUCGCAUGAAGUCCAGGUCUUGUGUUGCGAAGAGUAAUCUGUUCCUCCGUUACGUGUAUGAGAUAAAAGACUUGUUUGUGAAAAAGCGUCCGCAUUUGUGCCAUCUGGAUCACAGUGUGAAUUUGACUAAGCCCACAGGCGAACGCAUGUCUCUGCCCCCCUCUGCCGUGAGGGCUUUAGGACACACUUUGGUCCAGCCUUCACUGUUUUCUCAGGCGCUUGCAUGAUGAGCUCGCAUGAAGGGUUUCAAGUUCCUGCUGUUCAGCUGUGAAUUUGACAGACACCAUAUUGCAUGUAAAGCUGUGGAGUCUGUCUGGGUGCAAUCGCCAGACACCCAAACUGCAGUCUGCAUGCAGGCGGUUAACAGACCGCAACACUCUCUGCGUGGGGCGUGACACGCUCACAACAACUUUACAGGCAUCAUCGAUCCUUGUCAUUUUGACCUGUUAAUCUCAAUUUGUCAUUGUUGUCAUAAGCUCCCCCUCCUCAUUAUUUAUCACUUUGUUAUCUGUGCCAAAACAUGUCACUCCUCAUCCCUCCAACACCUGCCUUCAAGUCUUUGUAUCCGACCUGCCUUCACAACCUAUAUGAUAACCGCAGGAGGCCUUAACAUUAAUAAAUCUUCCGAUAAUAGGAGGGCACGCAGACACCAUGUGUGUGUGUUAAUGUGCUUUGUUAUAGCACAGAUUGGAGGCUUGUAAGCUCUGAUAUACUGACCUUUAAUAAAAGGCAAUAUUUACGCCCCAGUGAAUAUCAAAGGUGAUUAUUUUCAUCUGAGCAGCUCAAAAUGAAGAGAGGAAAUAAUCCCCCUGGUGAUUUGAAAUUAAGGUUGAUCAUUUCUCAGAAAUGGUACUAAGCUGUGUUUCAGAUGAACUGCAAUGUUUUAUCUGUGCAAUUAUUAAUUUCUACAAAAAGGUACUAAAUAAUUCACAAUAUCUCAGAUUCAUUAAAGGCUGGGUUAUCAUGCAAGCUGUACCUUCAAAUGCGUAACACAUAUUCACCCACACAUACACUAUAUAAAGUAACACACAGCACAUUACACCGAAUCAUUUUUAAAAAGCUCUAUCUGGGGUUCAGUUAUGCAGAUCAGGGCUGCUGCUAAUUAUGAAUCUUUUUUUUAUUUAUUGUACUGAGCAUUCAUGUUUUUUUAUUCCCAGUUUAAAGUCUUCAGUGAAAAUUUUCAUGAAAUUUCUUGUUUUACAAACAUUUAAAAACCCAGAGGCUUUAAAUUCACAUAACAGCAAGAAACCUCAUAAUCUCUAAGUGAAAAGACAGAAUAAACAAAUAUUCAACACUUAAGCUUGUCUCCAAAAUUCUUUAUAGGAUAUCUAAAUGGGUAUCUAAAUAAAUGGCUGUGAAUUACUUCCAUUUUUUUCCAAGUGUAAUAUGCUAAUAACUGAACAUAUUUUACUUUAAAUUAAUAAUUCAGAUAACCUAUAUUAUUUCUAGGAAAAAACAAAACAAAAUAUUGAUCUGUCACAUGCACUUGUGAAUGAUUAAGUAUACACAAAAUGGGAUCACAAUGUAGCUCAUGCGGGGGCAGUUAUCCACUACUUCUAAAUAUUGCCCUGCAAUAUAACUUUGUUGUCAUAUUUUAUUUAGGUCCUGUUUUUGCCAAUUUUACUUUAUCUUAACUCUGAACAGUCUUGUUCAUGAUAUCCAUAAAGAUGAAUAAAAAACAUCCAAAUAAGAUAUGCAUUGAUAGAACUAUAACACUCAGACUAAAACUCUGAUGAUACACUCCUGUGGUAGUUUUAGACAAUAGUUGCAGUACUGCAUAUGUAGAGAACUAUGUCCCAGUUUGAAAAUGGUUUUGCCAUGAGAAUAGAAAACUGAUACACUACCUUUGUAUUUAUCAGAACAAAGAUUUUUACUUCUAAAUCAGUUAUUUCAGUGACAACUAUGGGGAUCAUGGUGCAUUAGGCGAAUAGGUAAUGAUAUUGAUUUCCUUAAGGCCUGAUAAGGAUUUCUGAACAGGAUCAUCUAGUAGUAGAGGAUCUUUUGCAAUCCGUCUCCCGGAGCAGCUGUUAGAACUUGGCUUGAGUCAUAGGUUUGGAGCUCCUCGGAUAAUAAACCCAGAUUUGUUUCAGAGGGUCAGUCGAAUUAGACACCUAAUCUGCCUAUGUGGUUUUUUAAGUUGACUAAUCUUGAUAUAGACAUCCGUUGUUUGGGCUCAUCUUAGUGUGCUUACACUAUAAGCUGGUUAAUGCUAUAAGUGUGAUUGUGGCAACCAUUUGUCAGCUGAGAGCCUGAUGCCUUUUUUGCUGUUCAUAUUGUAGAAAGAUCUCAGCAGGAGAGCAUUAAGGACUGGCAAUUAGCCAUUAUGCAAUCUUACGCCUCUUUAUGGUCGAGCACCAACAGAGAUAAGAAACUCUGAUCCAUUAAACUACUUAACUUCUUUGUGUGGUAUCAUGUCCAAGUUUUUUAGCAGUUGUUGUCUGCUUAUACAUAAUUUUUUUUAGGUUGGGUCCCUGUUAUUGUUUAUAUUGUGAGGAACCAUGGUUCCACAUCACUUAUGCAAUCACUUUUUUCAGUUAUAUAGUUCAUACCUAUUAAAAACACUCGGUUAUUUAAACCACUUCAGCCACAGUAAAUACAGUAUAUCAAGUAUUUAAAUUGAUCAUUUUUAUCAUUGAUCUUGAUGGUGAAAUGUAAUUAUGUUACUUUGGGUGUCAUAAAAUGUGUCACCAUGUCACAAAGACUAAUCAGUAGUAUUGAUUGGUCUGCUCUGAACAGAAGUAUGAUCUGGAUUAGGACAAGAGCAGUAAUACGGAACCUGAGCCAUGUUAACAUUAGCACUUCACUUUGUUCCAAAAUGAAAUACUGAAUAAACUGGAUAUUAAUUUUUGCAAACUUUUUAUAGUUGUGGUCACCUUACAAAGAUUGAAGUCAGCGCCUGCUAUCAGAUCAUGGCUUUAAAGAUGGUACAUUGUGCCAUCAUCACCGUUCUUGAAGCAGAGUGAUAUCCCUCUGCCCAAUCUUAUUUUUCUGUUUUCAUUUGAUAUGCUGCAGUCUUGUGAAUCUUUCUUUAGCUCCACUAUAGCAGCUUGACACGUUUAGCCUUGAGGUACAGAUUAGGGUGGUUGUGGCUUAGUGGCAGAGUGGGUCACCUCUGACGACCACCCUAGCAGCCACAUGCCGAAGUCAGAUGCCAAAGUGUCCACAGGGCUAGAAACCAAAAUUUUAAAAAAGCUCCCAGUGACAUAACCAGCUGUGAGUGUGUCGUGUCAGAAAGAAACACUUGCACUGGUCAGAAGACUGGGCAAGUGCUACAUCAUUACUGUCCAUGUAUCUCAUUCACUUGGUUGCCUUGUGUUUUAGUACAGUUAUACAGAUCAAUUGUAAUAAUGCCAUUUUAAAGCUCAUAGUCAGUAUUGCUCUGACCAAAUGGUGUUGAUUUACAAAGUACAGCUGAACAGUCUGCCUAUAAAACUCAUGAACACAAAUGUGACAUGCUGAUGUGCAAAAAUAUCUGAAACUUUGUGUAAAGUUGCAAUUUACAGUUUGAUUAUGAACUUUUAUCCCCAAGUUUGAAUUACUGCCCAACUUCACUGGGUCUGCUUUGUUAUGUUAAGUGCAUGUUAAGUGCAUGUCAACCGAACAAUCAAUCCUGCUUGUUAACAAGGCUAUUAAAUGAAAAAUAAUACAUUGCCUGAAGCACCAUGAGAUCAUGACAGUAAAUUCAUAUGACUGAGGACAGCUCUGCAGCCUGGGAGCUUGAUUAUAAGGCUAUAGUAUCAAAUCUUCUCUUCUUACCGACCUUCUUUUAGUCAACAUGUUUUACUGUGCUGUAUAGUUUGCAUUACUUUAGAUAAUGGCAUCUCAUAAAAGUAUCCUGGGAAACAUUUGCUUCUUAUUUGGGAGCAGGGGGAUGACCUCUCUAAUUGAAGCAGCUGUCCAUUAACCGGGCAUGCUGCAUGCAAGAAAGUAAACUCUAACAUUUUUUUUGAUGGACUUAAGUCCCAGCACAAAAUGUUUUUGUAUAGUUUUCCAAGGUCACAAAACAACUGUUGAGGGUGCUGCAAUAGUAAAGUUUUUAUGAAGUUGACAUCCCAUAUUAUACAGUAUGGGAUGUCAGCCUGGUACUGUAAUCUCGGUAAUCUCUCUGUCCAGUUAAAAUCUAAACGUGCUCGUCUGGUGGAGACUGCCAUGAAAGUGGUGGGAAGGACAUAAAACUCUUCCCUGCAGUCCAUGUAUGAACUUUCUGUUCUCAGGCAAGCACAGCGAGCUUUAUCUGAUCCUUCUCACAUCCUUUACCCUGAGUAUGAACUCCAACUGUCUGGUAGGCGAUACAGAGUCCUCAAAUGUAGACUGAACUGUUUUAAAAACUCAUUCAUGCCCACCUCAACUAGGUUUUUAAAUAAUGUGUCCUAAAAUAUAGCCGGGUUGUGCAAUAAUGUCAUGGUGCUAUCUUGUUAUCUUAUCAUUUUCUUUUUGGUCUUGUUUGCCUUGUCCCACCUUGCUGUGUCUUGUUCUUUGUCAUUGUUGUCUAUUGUCGUUGUGUUUAUUUUGACCAUUUCUGUGGGAUUCUUGUGCAAUAUAGGUAUGUGCAAUGUGGGUAUGCGCAAUGUGCGUGCGUUGUGUGACUUUGUCUUUGUUAGGUCUAGUACUUUGUGUCAUCAGUUGGCAACUUAAUCUGUGCAGCUCUUGGAGUCCAAGACUUAUUUCCCUAAGGGGACAAUAAAGUGUAUCGUAUCGUCUCGUAUUGUAAAGAUCUAGAAAAACAUUCAACAGAUUUUAAAGACUUCUUCCACUCUUAAAUAAACAGUCCCUUACCAGGUGCUCUGAGAGGUGAAGAUGGUAAUCCUAGAGAGGGUAGGGAUCCAGACCUAAAGUGGCUCUGCUUCCAGAAUGUGGAGAAAAAAAAGCAACCAGGGGGUUCAGUUGUGAUAUCAAAAAUUACAAAAUUAUGCAAAAUUCACGCCACUGCUCCCCAAUCCCAAAACUCAUCCACCUGAUGACAAUAAUACAUGAGGCAGAUGCUCUGAUAACUGUUAAUGAAUAACACAAAAGACAUUUUCUACUGUCUGCUAGUAUUUUGCCUCUCUUUCAUCCAUUUACCUCUUCAAAUGAAUUGUUUUACAUGAUAAAACCUAAUAAUUCUCAGAUCUUAAUGGUAAAAAAUUUUAGUUAACAAAACAUAGCCAUAUUCUCAGUGACAUUAUUAAUUAGUUCAAUUAGAAAGCCCAAAGAUGGCAGUCACUGUGUUAGAAUUAUGAUGUUAAAAUCGUCUGUAAUGUUUGUAUUGGUUUGAACAAUGGAGAUCUAGUUUCUUUAAGGACAAGUGCUUGAAGACGGGUUUUCCCAGGUCAGAGCAUUGUGCUAAUCUCUUUGCAUUAGACAGCACUUAAAUCCAGAAAUUCCAAUCCUGUUGAACCAUUUUGCUCUUUAUGGUAUAAGUCCAAUACCAACAUACUGUGUGCAAUGCAGUGCAGAGGUGGAAUGUAAGGGUGUGGAAGUAUUUAAAACUACUGUUUUUAAGUCUUGUCACAGAUUGGACAGAGAAGAUGGUCAGAAAAUAUAUGAAUAUCUUUACCAAGAGGGCAGGUUUGUGGUAGCAAGGACUCAGCUUCUGUGUAUUGGGUGUGUGCCCUAACGCCUUAACUAAACCAAAGCUCUCCACAGUCCCUUUGUAACAUGACGCGGUGUGUCAGGGUUGGUUUUCUUUAAUCUUAGUAAUUAUGAUCAAGUGUCCUUGACCUGUUAAGUUGUACCAAUAACUUAAAGUGAAAACAAAUCCUAAACAAAAUGCAAAAGAAGUUCUUGCGGAGUCACCCUGCUUUCAGGCAAAAGGGUGACAUUAGAUACAAAGAAAGCUGAAAAAUAUAAACAUUUGGUGAGAUCCCAAUGAUCCUUGGGUGGAGUUUUCUGCCCUUUGCUGCUGUCUGUGGGCACAUGAGGGGAAACUCCCUUAGAUAUGCUUAAGCACUCCUACAUUUGGGAAUCCUUCUGCAAAUAUGUCAGCAGAUCAAACAUGUUACUUCUCACUCAUCUCCCGCUAAAUGCUCCACUGUUCUCUUCUUGAAAAUGAUGGAUCGCUCUUUUCUUUCAACAAAGUACGGGUGAAAGGUGAGGUAUUAAAAGCUGUCAGAAAUGUACUUGUCACAAAUCUACGUUUGAGUUUAGGACUUAAAGAUAUGCGAAGUAAUAUUGUUGAAGAAUGGGAGGAGUGAGAUGGUGCAAAGCCGUUGGUGGUCCAGGUCUUUGUAAAUAUUCUAAGUGUUGGGACGUUGUGGGUCAAAACAUGUCGUAGGUGCAUGAGGGAUUGCUAAGGAAUGCAGAAACCCUGAAAAGUGUCAUGCAUUGGUUUUUCAUGCCAACAAACACUGGACUGGACAGAACUUUGGCCCUUCAUGGUGGUAUUUCUUUUAACAUAUUAUUUCCUCUUGGCACCAAAUUAUCUCACACCUAUUCUCACCACACACAAUCAUUCGCAGCUCUGAGGAAAAUCCCGACAGAGUAAUGACGGGAAAGUUCUUUGUCCUGGCCUCUUAGUGGAAUCUGUAGGCGCUGACAGACAAGACCAUUUAAGAAGAGGAGCUCUCAAAAUCAAACAGGACACACUCAGUGUUUAAUUCUGGGGCAACAUACCCGAGAGCUUGCCCUGACUCAUCACACUUUCAAAGCUCGCUGGCACACCUCGCCGUGGGAAUGACACUUCUCAGCCCAUCUCUGUUUGAACAGGUUGAUUCCACUUUCUCUGAGCUCUGCGUCAGGCAUUCAGCAGCUUUUCUGAUUUACAAAGGAGCGCUGGCUGAAUGCACGAGCUCAGACUUCAAAAAGUGUUGUGUACAAGUCCAGAGUGUGCACAUGAAUGCGCCUAACCCUGCGUUUGAAGUAUGAAUUAAUCCUGUUCUAUUGUUGAGGGCAUGGCAGGUUGACACUGAGGUGAGGACAGACAGGCAUCAAUACAGACCAAUUCAUUUUCCCUGCAGACUUUCUUUCCCACAUGUGUAUUUGGGUGGCAUGCAGCUCAUGCGCCACUCAACACACUGUCAACACAGAUUUAGAAGAAAAUGAUCAACUAUCCAAUAAUUGUUGUACCUGUAUCUCUUCAUUAACAGCACACGCAACAGGUACUUUGUUUUGAAUGGAAAAUCCAUGAAUGGAUAAAUUUCUCAUCAUCAUCUUUGUAACAAUUAGUCCUGAGAUUAAACUUAAAAUACAACAGUUCUCAUGAACUUUUUGAUAAAAAUCAUUAAAGUGACAAGCCAAACACUCAAGCUUCUCCUACAUGAAAUUUAUAGUUUUUCUUUUUUUUAAAGAAAACAAAAAGUUUUAAGUGUUCACUCUGAGUAUAAAAAAAGAUAGCGUGUAUUCCGCAUCAUUCACAAUUAUUUCUAAACUCAUCAGAAAUUAUAUCAUCAAAUAGAUCAGUAAAUAAUGAUAAUUUAACAAUACAUUUUUGUAGUCUUUGCAUGCAUGCCUCAAAUGGCUCAUAUAAAUCUAGUCAUAUAGCAAAUAAAUAUGCAAAUUUAAAUACAGUGUUGCUUCAAAACAGCAAUUUGUUGAAAUGAGUAAAAAAAAAUGGGAUGGAAUGAUUUGGGCCAAAGAAAUCGACUUGAAACAAAACAAGGCCUGACUAUUUCUACCUCCAAAGGGAACAAACAGACAGACAAAAGGCCUGCCUAGCUUCUCAAAGGUGGCACAAACAAAUAAUGUAGUGUAUCUAACAAAAAAAUCCUGAGGGAAAGAAAGUAAAGGGGAUCCCAACUUACUGGAGUCCAACCUCCCAGAGUUUUAAACAUCACGUAAAGACCAGAAGCAUGAAUGGAAGUCAGACCGUCUGAAGAGUCUGGGUGGUUUUCUUAUACUGAGCUCUAGUGCAGGCCAAUCAUCAGCACCGGUGGUGCUUGAGAUAUACAGGUGGCAGUCAACCAGCUCAAAAAUACCUAGUAUGUGAGAGAGAGAGAGAGAGAGAGAGAGAGAGAGAGAGAGAGAGAGAGAGAGAGAGAGUGCAAAUAAGGCACUGGGUCUCUCUGGAUCACUGUAACACAUGAGAAGAUUGCACAUUGAAGAAAUGGUCUCCCUUUUUUGGAGCAUUUUUUUUUCAGUGAGUGACACAUUUGACUUUUAAAAGAAGCAGGAUUAGACUUUUUCACUGAAAACUCAAUGUAGACAUGCACAGGGUGAAAUCACAAUCGAUCUUAAUUCAUCAAAACAAACAAAAAGUUUCUCACAGGAGCUGUAAGCUGUUUUCAAUUGGUGAAUUUAGUAAAUGAUGGUAAUUUUGCUUCAUUAUCUCUUCCGUAAUCCCAGAAUUUCUGAAUUAGUUUCAAAUGUUAUCUGUGUAAAACUCCCAUCUCACUUUUAGCAGAGCUGUUGGGCUCUGAGAUUAAGCUCAGAUUUGUUUUGACUUUGACUAAAGUUGUGAUUGAGUGCAAUUUUGUUACCAUACAGAAAAAGACUUUCUGAUUUUUUUUAAUUCAGCUAUGUAAGCCUAAACUAAAUGCCUGGGCUCUUCCAAAUUGUAUGCUAAAUAUUACACUAAUAUUGACUUCAAGUGUUAAUGUAUCAUAGCCCAUGAUCAAAGAUGCCCAUCACUUAAAGUCAAGCACAGUUUUUUUAUGCUGAGAAUACAGGUGUUUCCUGCAGACUAUCCCAGUGCUGCCAGUCUAAUUCAGUCACGCAUCGGUGUCCACAGCUCGCUCUCAACCACCCCUGUUCGUGUCAGAAAACAAAGGCCAUGGGCGUCCUCGCUAUACAUAGCCGCUGGGGCAACCGGACAACACCUCUUAAGCAAACACGCUUACUCGCUCUUUUUAACAGCCGCAUAAUGCUCAGUCUUUGUCCUCCCCGAUCCUCCACCCUGGUCCUCCUGCUCCAUAGCAGGUGCCGCUUCAAGUUGCCUUUCUGAUGCAUUGUUUCUUUACUUCUAAAAGCCCAUCUCUUUGUGUAUUUGCCUUCCAUGCUAAAUGUGAAGGUGACUUUUUCUAAAUGUACUCCACAAAAAACUGCAGCCCAUUAUGCUGCAUACUAAAAUGAAAGCAUGGCUUAGUAAGAGUGCAAUCUGUGCAUGUGUUCUUACUUUUUGCUUGUACCUCUAGGAGAGUACACUGAUUCAUCCUGUCAGAAUUAACACUGCUGUGUUACCAGCUUUACCAGCUGUUAUGUGGGUAAGACAAAGAUUGAGGUGCAGCUGAAAACACUGUAUAUUUAGAGAAUUUCCCAGUUUGGGAUUGAUAAAGUAUAUCUAUUAACAAACAUUUCUUACUGUUCAGAAUUAAUGUGGAGUCAGUAUGACUGGAGGUCAAAAUAUUGAGUAUUCAGUCAUCUAUUAAAUCUAUUCUUUAUUAAACCUCAUUGACAUUCACACUGCUUAUUUUAUUACUGGUGGCUGGCUAAUUAAUAUCCCCCUUCAAAAAAAAACAUUUUGGCCCUCUAUAGACUAAAAUUACAAAACUAUUCUUGUAAAUGUAUGGCUGAAUUCUAUAAUAUUGCAAUAUUAAUUUAUUUUUUAAAACUAUAAAACUUAAAACUAUAGUCCAGUAAUAUUAGGGGAUCGUUCUGGCAAAUUAUUACUUCUUUUCAUAAAAAGAACUAAAACUUUAAUUCUUGUCAAUUUACAGUCUGAUUUUAUUAUAGGACAACUUUAUGCUCCCAAUAAUAACUUUGUUCUUUUAAGUUUGCCAUGUCUGAGUUGCCACAUCUUUUAUCGGUAGACUAUAACAGUAACUAUAUUCUACAGAAAAGAGGGAAAAUUGUUCUACCUCUGCUUAUACUGUUGAAUUUGUGCUACAAUUUUUUUUGUAGGAUUCAAACUUAAAAUCUAAAAUAAACAAAAGUAAAUCAAUAACUGAAAAACAACUAAUAUGAUGUUAAGGGAUAAAACAGAGUUUUUUAUUUUUAUAAAGCUCUGUCAUCGAGUCUGACAGAAAUUUAAGCACACAGGUCUGUUCGCAGAUGCUAUUUCAGUCUUUAAUGAAAGUAAAAUAGUUGAAGUCAGGUCAGAUCUGAGGUUCAUUCACAGAGACAUAAUUUGCUUCAGCAGUUCAGCACAAGGUCAGAUAGAGUUAAGACAGCAUGAUUAGUGUUUCCUAUAACAGCCUUUUCAUUCCUAAUCUGUCAGUGCGUGGCGUAUAGAUAAAUAAUCAAUAUUAACAGGUAUUUUUGUUGUUUUCAUACAGCGGAGGCGACUUAGCUGGAGAAAAUACAUCCCAGCUCUAUGUAAUAUCACCGUGUUAUCCUCUUAAUCCAUCACUUGACCCUCCACUGCCCCCGUGUACCCGGAGCGUGGGGUCAUGGGACAUGUCAGAGCACCAUGUAACCUUCAUUAGGGUCAAAACACGUUAGAACAACACUGAUGCUAAGAUAAUAGGUCUCCUCACACCCAGUCUCUCAGAGCUCAACCAUAAGGCUGCCACUGUAGAUCUAACAGUGUAUUCACACACACACACACACACACACACACACACACACACACAGUGUUCAAAGGCCUCUACUUUGACUGGGUUUUAUUUUUUGGGAAACUUGUAUUUACUCCACUACAUUUGAAAGACAAGUAUUGCAUUUUUUGACUAUGAAUGAACUCGUCCUCACUACUUUGGCUCAAAAGUCAGCUGAUAAAUUUAAUUUUCUUUCUCAAGGCAGUUUUGAAAGAUGAUAAACUGUGCUCUUGCAGUUCUGUAUGUGGUGUUGCUGUUUCUGUAUGUUGAGUGCCACAUUGGUUGUUUUAGUGCUGGUGAUUUUGGCCACAGCAGAGAAUAAUGGCCGUUCUCAACUCGAGCACCAAUGGCUAAACGUUGAGUCCAUGUUUGAGGUUUUGGAAAUGAAGUGGAGCUGAGAAAUUGCUUUGGAAGUACAUGGUGUGCUUCUUCAUCACCAGACAAGACCAUGCCUGGAAAUUUGGUAUUAUAGGAAUCCCUGUAGAAGUAGUGCGUCUCGCCCAAUACAACACCUGGGUAUUAGCGUUGUUCUGGCACGUUGAAGAAAAUGUUUUGCAUAUCCGUGUCAUGCUGGUUUUGAGCUACUGCCAUGUUUGCACAAUUUGAAUUAAUCCCAAGAUGUUUUGUGCCAUAACAAACAAAUACUGUAGUUGUAAUUGUAAGUACCUGCCUUGAGACCAGGGGUCAACUGAUAUUGGGCUGACAGGGCUGACAUUGGGAUCAGUCUUUGUAGUUGAUAAGAUGAGUAAUCUAUAUUUAGAGUUUAUACGCACUAAUAUUGAAAAUAAGAAACCUGUCAAAAUUUAGAAAAGUGAAUAUUCAUAAAACAGCAACACAAAAUGUUGCUUAAAUGUCUUUAUCAAACUUUAAAUCAGAACUGAAAAGUUCAACCUCAUAUACAAGAGUUGAGAGUUAACCAGUUACACAUUGAGCACAGUUACAAAAGACGGUUGUGUGACAUCUGUCCAAUCAGAUAAUGUUGUGGGCGGGACAUUAGGUGAGACAAAGUGAUGAGUUGAAACGGACCCAAAAGGAGAGGCACACGGACAGUCGUGCACAUUUUAAUGAAUUACUUAAUUAUAUUGUCUAUAAUUGCUUUGCCCAGACUUGAGACUGCUGUCCAAAGCAGUUAAGUGAAAAAUUUCUAGCAGUUUUUGUACAUGCUGGUUAUACAGACAACAAACUAUGUAAAUAGGAUACAGGGUUAGUUUUUGGUAGACUUAUUUUUGUCCUGAGAACACUUGAAGUACCUCUGUAAAAAAAAUAAAAAAUAAAAAACUGGGUCAGCUCAUGCAUUAAAUUGAUCAUUUGUACAAACAAGAAUAAACUAAAUUAUAUCUUAUUAAUUUCUACCUUAAUAAAUGCAGCUUGCAAAUUUAAAACUAAAAAAACAUGUCAGUAUGUAUCCUAACAUGAACUUCCAGGGAUUCCUUGUUCAUUUUGACUCACGCUGUUUUCGUGUUAUGCUGUUUUCUAAAGUUACUGUUUGCUCAAACGCCUUAAAACUGGGAGGCAGAACGAAGAGAUAAAAGAAAGCAAAAGAAAAGAAAACAUGUCAGUAACUGCUGUGUUGAUCUCUGUGUACCAGAAGAAGCCAUACAUCAGUCAGUCAUGUAGGUGGUAGAGGUGCAGCAGCAAAUAACUUACCAAGGCUAAAGCCAUAGGAUCAUGAGAGUGCAAACAUGAUUAUUGACAGAAACACAAAAGGAGGUUUAAGGCAGACUCAUCCCAGCUGUGUGAAAUUUCAACCAAACACAGCUAUGAGCAAGGAGGGUGGGCAGGUGACAGUGACCCACCCCCACAGCCAAUUUGUAUGCAGUUUCCUCUACUCUCCUUUCUUCAUUCAUGACCCAGUUUCAGGGAGACAAAGCCCCUCGCACCCCUGUUGUGCUCAGAAUAGUGUCCAAUUAAUACGACAGGCUGUAUUUCUGUUUGCGUGCAUGUAUGUUUACUGAUCACGAGGUCACCUAAUAGUCUUUAUCUGCCACACAAAGGUGUUGCAGACAUGCUGUCUUUGUCUUCAACCACCUCCUGCUUCAGUCGUUAAGCCUCAUUGCCCUUGACACACUGCCCUGCAGAGAAUGAAGUCAUCACAUUUGUCCUACUCUCAUUGGACAGAGUGGGGCGCUGUUUCCCUACUUUAAGAUACAUUGGAUGAAGUGUGAUUGGUGGUCAAGUCUCCAUGAGCUCACCACUGGGCUUUGUUGCAGGAUUUAACCCUUGUAUGCGUUUUCAGACGUGCACUCCAGAAAAUUUUUAGAAAGUUUCAGAGGAUCUGACCCAGAAAGUAAUCUGACCCCGCUAGUGACACUGAUCUUAGGAGGCUGAUCAUGACAUCAAAUCACCUCUGUAGUAGUCAGGAUGUAAUGUUUUACACUGCUACUCAAAUCAAAACCACUGAUCCUUUCAUUUUUUUCUUCCAGAGGUUUUGAUCACCUUUCUAUCUUAUUCUCUUGAUUUUGUUUCUCUCUAAAUCUGUGGUAUAUUUGUCUUUACUUAAAUUCAUCCCUGUGUGAUUACUAAAAAUUGGGAUAGCUAAAUAUACCUUAGCGACUGUAUUUUACCUUGCCAUCGACACGACAAGUAUUUAAACAUAUACACAGUAUCGAUAGACAAGUGAAAUACCUAAACAUACUGUAGCGAGGGAGUCAGUAUAAAGACAUCUCUCCACCUUUUAUAUAAUUUUAAUCUCGGUAUGUGCCGCUUUACCUGCCUUAUUCUUCCAGUAAAUGUGUCCCUAUCUGCGACCUGGAAGUAUUGAUUAGUAGCGGAAACCAACUCCCCCUGUUUUUGAUUUGCACUACAGCAGCAUCUUUCAACCUAGUAGCAAAACUAGACAGAACACCACAUGAGAAACAGCAACAUCCCUACACCGCUGCUUAGAGGGAAUUGUUUGGUAGAUUUGCUGUUGCGUUCUCACAUGAGACACAUGAGAGGAAAUAUUCUGGGUAUGGAAAAACUUGUGUUUCUGUUCAAACAUACAGCUCGCUUUGGGAAAUUUUGUGAAAUUUCCAGGAACUUAGUUCUUGUUUGAAAGGGGCUUAUUUUUGUUGGGUAGGCAACACUAAACAGACAUCUGUUUCUUGGGCUAAUUCUUCUCAUUCAUGAUCCCUCUUAGAGGUGAGUGGCUUACUCAGAGACAGCAAGACACCGCCAUCAAUUAGGUCCACUUGUCACUUUUGUUUGGCCAAUUUAUCCAGACUGAUUUUCUGUCUCUUCACUGAAGUGGAUGGGCGAAUAUUGAAACAAGUUGAUGACAUAGUUGAGGGUCUGAGUCUUAGUCCGUUGCUGGUAUUUCUGGGUUGAGCGGUCACCAACACAAGCUACGGUAAUGCUGUACAGGAAGUAGCUGUGUGCUGAGGUCAGCUAAAGGACUGCCAAGUCAGUUUUUUUGACUGAGAUGUGACCCAGUGUCUCUCUUCAUCCUCUCUGACUAUGAGGCCGUCUGUGAGGCUGCUCAACAAUCAGGGAGCAGUGAAAUGACCACAGUCAUUUAGAAUAUUGAGGACCAAGGUUCAUACAACGUCUGACCUGGAGCACCUUAGUGUUGCAGGAUAAUGAUGUACUAGUUUCUCACCCUGAGCAGAACAUCACGAGAAGAUGGUCUAUGGUCUAUUAAGAAGUCAGAGGUGUUCUUUGUGUGUUAAUGAUAGAGAGUUCAGGUAGUUUUGGUUAAUGAUAUGCAUCUUAGACUCUUAGACUUGCAUAAACUACACGUUUUAAACUACGAUAAUGUAAAGGAACAUAUCGGUAAACAUACUGGUAUUUGCCAUCAGGAGAAGGUCAUUAUCAAUUAUUGAUAUUGUCUCAAAAAGGCCAUAUUGUGCACCAAUUCCUGUAGGGCACUAACGUACAGACAGUUUUUCUGAUGAUUCAGAUGCAACGGCCAAAUCAUGAAGUGUCAAAACACCUGCACACAUUAUUUCCUUUCUAUUCACUCUGGUGGUGUCCUGAUGCUCAUCACAGCACGUUGACAUGCAUCAACUCGUCAGGCUUCAUCGCUGUCCUGUUUUCUUUCCUCUGUCAGUCAAAGUCAACAAUGCACUAAAGCAACAACUCUUCCUCACCUGCUCUAUGGAUCAGUAGAUCCCCAAAAAAAUCGUUUAUCUGCUUUAUGAUGCUGCUGAGCUUCCUCUAAAGCCAAGUUCCGGGACGACUACAUUAGCAUACUGCGAAGAGUUAUUUGUUGCUUUACGCUCAAAAUCAGACCAUAAUCGUGCUCUUAUGAAAAGGUGAAAAAUAUGCCAGUAAAACGUGUUAUGUUUGACAAACCUACCUCAUGUAACUGUCAACCAGCUCAAAAACUGAUAAUAAUGUCACCAGGGGUGUCAACUGCUUGCAGCACACUCAAACCAAACAGAGAUUUCCCAAAGCAAACACUCGUGUCAUCUGAACAAAAACAUCCACACACACUCUCACCUGGUACGCACACACUCUACGACACAAACAGCAGCCAGGCAAACACAUGCAGAAGCAACAAGAGUUUAAGCUGCAAAGCAAAUCAGGGAGUGGAGCCUAAAGCUUAAAAAAAUUCUCAGGCAGCGGGGCCCGUGGGUGUCAGGGAGAGCGCUGCCUCUCACCUUUUGAAUAGUGUUUGCGCACACAUGUGUUUGCUUGCCUGUCUGUGUGUGUGUGUUUGCUCAUAGGUAUGGAUAAAAGUGUAAUGUUUGCUCUCUUAGCCUGCUUGACAGCUGUCUCUCAGCUAAAGCUCUCUCCAGUUCAGGCCUUUCAGCAGCACUCGGUGAUAAUGGAAAAAUAAGCUUUGGAAGGACAGGCAAUCUGAGAGAACUCAUUAAUUUUUACUCAGGCCUUUUGUUUUCUUUGACACUGACAAAUGGAUCGUCAUGUCAAUGUCCUGAUAAUUUCUCCUCCACCCAGUCGGUACUUAACGUCAUAUUAAUGAAACAAAGGUUAUUGAAGACUUAAACAAGGCACUAAUUCACCUGCUUGAUCACUUAAUGUACAGUCGUCAUUCAUUUUAAGUACUCUGCUAUGGCGACUACCUGAGCUUCAUUCUGUGUUGUUUUGUCUGCUUUAGUAAUGAGUGACACACUUAAUCAGAAUCAACAAGACCUCCAAAUUCAACAACAAAAUUUGUUGCUUAUUUCUCUCCCUUAGCAACAUCUCUCAAAAAGAGAAGCAUGGUACAGUAACUGGGUUAGACAGGUUUAAGGAGGGAUUUUAGUAUUUUUUAACCAACAGCGUUCAAUUAAUUUUAAAAAGUUUAAAAUACUGAAUGUGUUUAAAGGAUAAAUAUUAUUAACACAUUGUUUGACACAUUUAUUUGCCUCACCUUUGAUAUAUCUCAAAGACUCUUCCCAACAUCUGUCCCUUUGUUUUUGAACUCUUUUGGAGUCAGUUAGACACUUCUGACAAGUCAGACGCUGACAAAAUCACAAUUGCACAAUUUUAACAGCACUGCUUUCAAUAUCUUUGGCUCAAUAUUAUGAUCAAAUCUUUUCAUGAAUGUAUUUGGAAUUAAAACUCUUCCAUUAUCACUCUUUAACUUUAAGGACCUGUAUUUCUGUGGUAAAGGGAGUUUAAAAGGGACUAUGCCUCGGGGGUAGAGUUGGUCGUCUCGCUUUCGGUCAUGGGGUUCAAUCCCUGGUCCUGCUGUCCACAUGCUAAGGUGUCCAUGCUGGCUGCAUGCAGUAGUGCAUGAAUGGGAUUAGUCAAAAAACUGAUGUGCACUUUACAUAGCUGUCUCUGCCAUCAGUGUCUGAAUGUAAUAGGGAAUUUAAAAGUGUUUUGAGUGGUCAAAAGACAAGAAAAAUUCUCCAUAUAAUCAUGGUCCAUUUACUAUAAAAUGAGCAUUUCUUUAAUGUGUAUUAAUGUUGUCAAGUUCUUCAUUUUAAGCCAUGCACAGUGCCACUAAAUAUGACACAAAAUGUCUCGAUUAGUAUCGGCUUCAACCACAAUUCCCCUGGCCUCUAAUCUGAAACCCUCAUGGCUUGGUCAGUAAACUUUGGUGCUUGAUCUCAAUAUGACAUUAGAGUCAAAAUGCCAUCAUACUCACAUUAGCUAGAACUUUAUUUGGUUGUGAGGCAGCAUCAGCACCAGUCUCUGAAAUUUUAAACUUAAGACUGAAAUAGUUAUAAUUCCAAAAUGGUGUUCAACCUCCUCCUUCUCUUCACCACCCUUCCUCUCCAUUCUCCUCUCUCUCUCUCACAUUCUGCGCAUGUUAAACGCUGCGAGUGCUGCAGACACUCUGUCUUGUUAAUUUCCUGAUUGUGUAAUUAUAUCAGGAUGUUGUUUGUGCUAUCAGAGGAUUCAGUUCUUGUCAUUGUUUGGGCUGUUUGGCAGAUUUGGGUGAGUGAUAGCAAACUUCGGCUCCAUGCUUGCACUAUCAAAGCAAUCAGAGAUAGCAGCUCCACCACCGACCUCUUCACAUAACACACCCUUUCAUCCACCUCCUUCUUGUGAAUGAUUCACAUGUGUGGUGUCAGGAGGAGCUAAAGCAGUCAGAAUCUGAUACAUCCUUGUAGAAACCUCAGGAGGAGCGUUUGUAGGGUGGGCGGAUGUUUUUCAUGGCAGAGAGGGGACAGAGAUCCUAUCCAGCCCAUUAACAGUAAUUGCGCUUGUCUUGAGUUCAUUAGACAAGGAGUGGGGCCUGCAGGAAGAACGCAACGGAAGGGGAGGUGUCAUCCUCUCACAUCAGACAUGAGGCUGUGGGGUCAACAGGAGAGGAGGUGCAAAUGAGUUUAGGUCGAAAAUGAAAAAGGACGGCAAGAUAAACACGAUAAGGCCCACUGCCGCUGCCCACCCUUCCUGGCCCUGGUGAUGAUAAUCGCUCAGCUUGUUUUGCCAUCGCUACCUCCAGAUAAAAACCAAGGGCUACAUGACACGACUCCAAACAAACACUUGAGAUGAUAAAGGACAGACGACCGGUUCUCACAGCUGGGACCAGUCGUGUUCUUAAAGGCUAUUACACUGGAGACUGAAACCUUUGGCACUUCCUUUAGGACUAAAUGAUUUUUUCAUCACUUUUUUGCGGCAGUACUUGCAGAAAAACAUGGUUACUAAAACUAAGAAAGAAGUAAAACCCUGCUGUCAAAUACAGUCUUUAAUGCUUGUCAACACCAAAAUGAAAAGCAGAAUUUCAUGUAGUUACACUAACAUUUGGAGAUAAUGAAGUCGGAGGUUGAUUUUCUCGUGCAUUUACCUCAAACUGACCGAAGGGUUUUACGUAAACCACCUACUUUUGGUUCCGGGCUUUGACUGAAGCAAGGAUGGAAUUAUGACCUAAAUAGUGAGAGAAAAAGGGUCAGUAGAAUUGUCCGUAGGAAAGAUGAGGAGCUGUACAGUUGUCCAUGUCUCUACAGCUGCUCAACUAUGACUCUUAUUAUGCAAACUCAUAUAAAACUUGUAGUUUUAAGAUGAUCAAAUAUUAGGCCUAAGUGAACUCUUGAAGAACUGUAGUUUUUUUUUUAUUUUGUUUUGCUUUCCUGUGUUAGCUUCAUUGGAUUUUGGGCUUUAAAUUUCCAGACUUAAGGUCAAUCUUACAACCCUUCCCUUUAAACCUGCUUUUAGAGACUGAUUUUGAAAUGUCAUCAUUGUACAUGAAUUUUUCUCUACACAUAGAUGCAUACUAUGUCCAUUGACAGGUGUGUCAAGUUUACACACAAAUGCUUCUUUUUGACCUCCUUGCUGCACUUCCCAUGCUUUGAACAUGAAUUUGUCUGUGUUUCUGAUCCUCCCUUAUAUCAACCUGUCUUAGGUCAGCUUGUUUAUCAACCACUUCUUCAUUAGUUUGCUUUCUAAGAAUCUUAAGUACCUUAGCUGCUUUGACUGUUUUUGGCUGGAGUCAGCCAUAGAUCAAGGUCAUUGGAUAGUGAGAUUAGAGUCACGAUGAGUGACUAUCGGGUUUGCAGACAAUCUAAAAACAGCAGUUUAAUGUAAUUAACCUCUAGACUUCUAUAACACUUUUUCAAACCUCUAACAAGCUAUUGCGCUUGUCCUCGUAAUGCAAAGCUUAACUGAAUUCCACACAUCAGGUAAUUCCUUUGAAAAGUAUUAUGGGUAUUGGGCUUAGUUAUUGACCCUGAGAAUAGGAAUGAUCCCCUCCUCAGUACACCACAUCGUAGAUUUGCUGGGUAUUUCAGCCGUGUCAACUGCCUGAAAUCAAAGUGGUCCUGAUGUGUGAGAAGUGUAGAAGUUCAGACAUCUGACAGCUACAUAACCGGCUUCUGUGACAUCUGUUAAUCAUCCUCUUAGACCGACACAACACUGAAGGUUAUUCCCUCCUCUGUGACGAAGAUAUACCAGUUCUUGGAGGCAUGUGUUCUGUAAAUGUUCCCUGCCAGGAGCUGCUGUCAGAAUCCUUCCUGGACCUGUUUUGGAGUUUUCAAUCCAGUGUAAUGGGAUCACCCUUUAAAUACCCUUUCAAACAGCUACACUAAACGGAUGUGCGACCCGUUUUUCAGCCAUCUCUCCGAUCAACCUGGCUGUGCUGCGUUAAGUAGACACCUGAUUUGACGGUCAGGCUUUGUCAGAUCGUCACAGCCUAAGCCCUGAGAGGAUGAGCCCAAAAUCACCUGCUAAGGCUCUUUGGAGUCAGAGCUGAGGACCUAAAUCCCCAAGUUUACCUUUCUUACCUGUGCUUAGUCCUCUUAUCGAACGCUAACUUCGCAGGACAAAGGGUUAUGUCCUGGAAAGGCUGGCAGGUAAUCCAACACCUGCUGUAAGGACACCUGGCGUCCAGAUUUUCUGAGAUUACACUACAAGGGCAAGGCCUUUUUUUUACACCUCUGUCCCUUGAACUGUUUGGAUUAUUUGUUUUGUUCAUCAAGUGGUGUGUGUAAGUCAAUGUGUAGCAUAAAAAGUAGUUACUACAUUUUAAAGAUUUUUUUAGUCUAUUGUUGUUGGCAAUUUUCAAUGGACACUGUUCAGUACCUCCCUUCAUCCUUAAAUAACACAUAUUUUGUUUAAGGUAGCAUACAGUAGUCUUUUAAUACAGAUUUUUUCACAUUUGCCUAUACACUAUCUUUCACAGAAAUUCUUAUAGUAUUUCUUUAAUUUUGUUCAUGUUUCCUUGGCUUAUUUUGGCUGUUGAUAAAAGCUUUUAUGAAUUGUUCACUGGGACCAACAGUAGAGUCUAUAGCACUCACAGAUGGAUAAAGUUACUUUGUUUUAACAUUGGAAAUUCUUGAGUUACCACCAUGGGCCAGCCAGGCAUAAAUAUACAAAAAAUAUACAAAAACUUCUGAAGAUAAAAAUACACAGUAUGUUUCCAGGACAGAUUUUUUCAGCAGUAACGUGGCAGAUAUAAACAGAAGUGGAUCAGAAUCACUUGUAAAAGAAUUCCAUUUCUCUGAAUUAAGAUGGAUUUGGAUUACAAGAAAAAGUUGACUUUCUUUAGUAUAUUGUUUUUUUUCCGCCAUUGUCUGGUUGUCUCUUAAGUCACCCUGUUGCCAGCCUAAAUGUAUUUAAAAUACAUCAUCUUAUAUCAGUGAAGUAUGCCAAUUCAUCUCAGCUGAUCCUGAAGAAUCACUUCAACAAUCUGAAAUUCACGUCUGAAAAAACUGCCAUAAUGUGCCUUUACAAAAAAAAAAACAUGACAAUAAUACCACCUGUGCUACUCAAAGACACGAGCAUCUCCCAGUGUUUAAAAUCCAAAAUAAAAUAAUACUGGAUCAGACUAAACAGUCAUAAAUGUUUGCCUCUUAAAGUGACCCAAAAGUUCAAAGUUUAAAUUUUAUCCGUUUUAUUCAGUAACAGUAGAUUUUUUUCCCCUCAAGUGAAUGGAUUAGACUUCCACAGAUUUAAACACACCAAUAAUUCUCUGUUAAACAAAAACUCAUUGUAUACUAAUAUAUUACAAUAUUUAUUAUGCCACUUUGUAAAAUAAAGUAGAAGCUGUUUUGAAUACACUCUGGAUGUGACAUUACAGAGAGAUCAAAUUCAAUCUGCUGUGAUGUACAUGGAUAUUUACCCCAUAAACUGACAAAGACUUUUUUUUAAAUGUAACAGAUAUUUUCAGUAUCAGGAUGGUGAUUUUAGUGAAGAACCUUUCUGUUGUGGUUGUUUGUUAUAUUUCCUUUCCUUACAUGAAAAUGAGGCUUUCACAAGCUGCCCUUCAUCUGAACUCACAACAGGGAUGAUGCUAAAUAUUUAAAUCGGUGUGCUGCGCUUAGAGAAAAAACAAAAAGCAUCCGUGGCAGCUCACUUUUCUGUCAAAGUUAUAAAUAUCUGUGCUCAAGUACUCCACUGGAAAAUGUGUCAGAAUUACCCAAAGUUUGUUCUACUUUCCAUUUGACUGAUCCAUCAGUAGACAGCUACGUACGUUUUUUUGAACCAGAAAGUUAUUUAAACUUAAAUACAAUCACACUGAAAUCUUUUUUCUUUUUUCUCCUUUUUUCGCUGUUGUCAGAAACAGUGUUAUUCAUUUUCUAAACGAGAGUGGCAGAAAGAGGGUGUUACAAAUUGGAGAUCUUUUUUCCUUGAUCUCAUCAUGAGCUCAGCAUCCAGAGCUCGCAAAAUGACAAACAUAGCUGUCCCAUGCCUCUCACCCAGCCUUUCUUUAGGUACUUAAUCACCUUCAUGGGGAUGGUUCCUGCUUUGGAUAACCUGGCCGCCUGCUGCAUGUGAUCCCCGGUAAACCGUACUUACCAAACUUAAAGACUUGAUCCGGACCGGGUCAGCGGCUAAAGAUGAAGCUCUCAGGGGCCGGCUCAGAGCAUUGUGAUUACAGAUUUACUGAAGGACAAACAUCUUAGCAGGAUAUUCGUGUGACCGCUCUGCCCUACACAGGUCACAAACACAGAUAAGGACUUACACAUAACCUCUGCCCCUCCACGCCGGACAAACAGGCAGAGAAAACAUCCAGCUUUAAAUGUUUGGUUAAUAAGAUGACUGGAAAACUUUGGUUGUGGUAACCACCUUAUGUGUAUCAUGUAAAGAUAAAUGAUAGACAAAAAAAGUUCCUCAUUUUGGUAUCACAACCUUAAGUCCAAAUACCUUUUUUAGGUUGUUUUUUUGGUUGCCUUUAGAGGACAGUAUUAGUAAAUGAAACCAAAAAUAUAAUAGAUAGAAACUUCUAUAGGAGUUUAAAAUAGUGCUCCAACAGCUCAAAUAAAUCAGAUUAAUAAAAUUUGAUGUCAUGCAAGUACACUAAAAAAGAUUUUUGUAAGGCUGUUUACCAAAAAUCUUAGUUAAACUUUACCAUCUAUUAUCACAUGAGCUCAUUUAACAACACUUUUAAUUCAAAUAUUUUACAAUACAACAUUUAUAAAACCAAUGUAAUAUAUGAGUACCGUGUUAGAGCCUAAUAUGUGACAGUCACCCAAAAUGUUAUUUAAAAAAAUAUAACUGGUUGAUAAUUUAACAAGAGACUGAGCCCAGGAUCUUAUUCAUAUUUUGCCUAAAAUGUUGCAGUUUGUUACAUUUGGGGUCACUUAUUACAUUAUGGAUUUUAUUACUUUUUUUAAUUAUAUCUCAGGUUCAACACUUCUAUUACAUUAUUGACCAAUUAUUACAUUUCGAACUUUAUUACAUUUUAUUUAUUACUUUUCAGGUCAUUGUUACAUAACGGGCUCUAACAUGCCACUCAACCAAAGUAUCCACUGACACCAACAGAAAAAAACAUUUGAAUUAAUUACAUCUCAAACAUAAAGUCAUUUCUUAUACCAACAUAAAACAUACUAAACAGCAAUAAUAUUUCACAGAAAUAACUUCCUCAACUAGGUUGCUAGGUUGUCAUCAGGCAUUACUCUUCAGAUAUUAAGCUACAUAACAAAGGCAAUGAAAAGUGUUUUGUUUUUGAGUUUCUAGCCAAUGGGGAUUAAUUCUGAGGGGCAGAAGCAACACUGGAGAAAACCUGUCCAUGCACUUAACGUAAUGGCAUCCGCGAACAAUAUAGAGAAUGUUUUCAAUACUAUUUGUAAUUUAAUUUACAGCACAAAACUUUUCAUGGAUGGUAAGAUGACUGUCAAAGCUCAAAUUUGCAUACCAACCCACUCAAAUUUUUUCACACAUUUUUAAUAAUUGAAAAAAUGCUCCAUUUCAAAAAAAUAUAAACAAAUGAUAUUAAUCAUUUUAACAUACUGUACUGUAUAUUUAAAAAUAAAAUUGAUCCUCCAAAAUCAAAUAUAUGCCUGUAACUAUAACAUAGAGCGAACCUUCUCCAUAGAAUAAAUAGUCUCCUUUGUGUGACCUUAUAACCUUUAAAACAUACAUUUCUAUAAGAAUGAUGUUAGUCAGGAUGCAAAUGACAGAUCACCUCAUAGUAGACUAAGUUCUUCGGUGAUGAGGGCUCUCCUGCUCUCUAACAAAGUCUAAUUUACUUUUUGUUUAUUUUUGUAUAGUUGAGUACUUUGUGUUUUUUUUUUUUUUUUUUAAUUUAAUUUUUUGAAUUAAACAAACCUCUAAAGGUCAUUAUAGUAAAGCCAAGGAUGCUAUAAAAAAUGAAAUUAGUUAAUCAAACUCAAUGUUUUCCUUUCUGUGAUUCUGCAAAAUACAGAUAAUCAGCAUGCAAAGCGAGACCUUCAAAGGUUGAGUCUCCUCUUUCUAGAUGGAGGAGAAGCAUUUCAGCCAGUAGGGGGUACACGUACUCCAAGAGGAGAUCUCGCUGCUGGUCCGCAUUGUGUCAUUGCAUUCCUUACAAAAUCCUGUCUUCUGCCUGUCUGUGCAGCAGGAGUCACUGUCACACUUUGUUCAUGAGUCAGUGUUUUCUCUGCCAGUUCCAGAUCAUUCUACCUGUGAGUAAAUACCAACGCAAGAUCUAACGAGUCUUUUUCAGGAUGACUAAAUCUAUGUAAGUUUCUUUAGCCCCAUUGAGUUUGUUGAAUAGGUGCAAGCACUUAACAAAACUCACUAAGCUGCGAUGACUCUAAUAGGGUAGGGGUGGAGGAAGUUUUUGGGUCUCUGUGUCAUGGUGCUCGCAGAGCCAGACAUCAAAUAGACUCCAGCCAGAGGUGACAGAGGGCUGAACCGGGUAGUAGUUAGGGAUCCAGAGGGAGUGUCCCUGAGGCUUAAAGUAGGAGUGACAUCGAGAAGCAUUUCAGCCAUGGCCAAUCAUUUGCUUUAAUCACAACUGGAGUAUAAUUUAAUAAUUUUCCAUCAGUAGCAUGUUGCAUUUUAGCUUCACUCUGUUUCUUUAUAAUUGAAACUGGCCGUUUAGACCAGAAGAGAAGCGGAAAGAUGUAGAAUCCAGUAGUUGGCGUCUCACUGACUUUACAUUGGCCAAUAACAGCUAAACGGCUCCUCCCAAGACAAUGAAAGGAAUAAAACAUUGAGCUUUAAGCCAAGUUUACCCUGGCUUUUAUGUGCAAAAAGCUGUUUAAGUUUUACUGGGAUUUAAUACUUUAUACUCGGCUGUAGGUUGGCUUUUGAAGCUCUUGUUUUCGGUCUAGAAAGUAGACCAAUCUGUCGCUUGUAAAUAGCAAGGCUUAACUUUACAAGCCACAUGAUGCGCACAGCAGCAAAUGGAGGUUAGUGCAGAAAAAAAUGUAAUCCAACUUAUAGUCUAUACGCAUGAUAGAGAGCGAGGAUGUUUGCAGUGAAUCUAAGUUAUGUAGGGUCAGCUAUAAGACGAGAUAAAACUGACUGGUCUCUUAUUGAACAGUUUAAGAGCUUUUUGUGAUCUUUAUGGCACAGGAAGAUAGAGUCACACUGGCCUGUAAAAGAGUAAGAUGACCCUUUCUGAAAGAUGAAUUUGGGGAAUUUUAUUGAGAAACAUUUGUGGAACCAGAGUUUACAGUUCACACAAUGGCAAUGACUCUUAUUUUCUCUUUCACCUUCAAAUGAGGGGUUUAUUGAAGUAUAAAGGUAAAAUCCAGUAAAAAAAAAAAAAAAGUCGCUUUACACAACAGGAUCUUUUUACAGUGUUUCUGCAAGUUCAUAAAAAUAGCAGCCAGAGAGGAAACACAAGCUGUUUGUCUUCAGAUUUAAGAGCUGUGCAGUUGUUAAGGUGUUAUCGGCAGUUCUAAAGCUAUAGAGGUAAACAGAAAACUACAAAACCGACAUUUAUUCAAUAGUCAUGACUCAUUACUGAUGGUAGAUACUCCCUGUCAAAAAUUUCUCUAACACAAGUAAAAGUUGGUCAGUCAGAUUAUUACAAGAGUUAAAGUACUGCACUGGGUUUUCCCAGCUAUGGGUAAAUUUAAACAUAGAGUAGUUUUAAUGUAAUUUCCAAUGUAAGGUGGAGUUCAAACUACACUAAUGAUUUAGGUAAUGCACUAGCUGAGAUACUUUUAACAUAAACACAAGUUACAACCUAAAUCCAGAACCUGCCUUUAAGUGUAUGUAACCCAGGUGUAUGCAGUGUAGGUGUAAAGUCCUCAGUAAAUAGCAGUUGCCAUGGCACUGUUUUGACAGAUGAGGUAAACUUGGAGACGACAAGGAGUAGAGAGUUUUACUAGCUGUUUAGUGCGGGUAACAUGUUACCUUAUUAUAGGAUUGACACAUAAACACUAUAAACACAAAAAGUUUUCUCUGACUGGCAACAUCUUAUCUAUAACAGUAUUUCUGUUUGUGUGGACAUUAUGGUCCACUAGUUUAGACAAACCUCAGGUCCUCUUUGGUGCAGUCAAACAACUUCAAUGAUGAUGUGACUGGUUCCUGUGUAUGGUUUGGUGUGGACUUAACAUCCUAACCUUAUACAAAAGUUAAGCAGAGGUGGUGCAGCAGGCUUCUAAAGGUUCAUGCUAGUAAAAAUACUCAAGUAUUUAAAGUUCUUUUUGUAAAAAUCUCAAAAUAUUGAUUUGAUUUAAAAUGAUUAUCCUAUAGGGCGUCACUGGUCUCGCUGUCUACAUGCACACCCCACAUAAGGUUUUGCCUCAGCUGGUGGGCCUGGGUUUGCUUUCAGCCUCUGGCUCCUUUACCAUUUAUCGACCCCCCCCCCCCCACCCCCACCCCCUACAAGGCCAGAACGAUUUUGAAGACCACAAUGGCAGUUUUGCUUUAAAAAAGCAAUUCAAAAGUCAUUCUUAAUUCCAAAAAACUCAAACAUGGGCUAAAACUAUGACUCAGGAGGAAGUACUCAGGAGGAGAAUCCUCAUCCCUCUCUCCUGUGGCUGCAGUUACCACCACUAAAUGAACCGUUUCAAAGACUGAUCAGAGUACAUCAUCAUAACUCAGUAUACUUUAUUUGCUUUAUAAAUAAGUGGACAAUACCUGCGGUACUACAAAACCAUUCCACUUCCAAUACCACAAUCCAGAUCUCAUACGCUGAGUCUGUUUUUUAAGCAACAAUAGAAAUAUAAAAGUCAAUAAUAACUUCAUCUGUUAAUGGGUACGUAAAUUUGUAGUCUGAUUUGCAUUGAUCAAUCUUGAAUCAGCAGGCUUCGGUGUACACAGAAGGAACCUGUUAGUAUGAAAUGUAAAAAGCUGGAGGAACACUGUCCACCGUGAUGGCAUCCCAGCCUCCAACAGGGGAAAUCUGAUGACAGUGAUUUAUCGCUAUAAACACAGAUCUGCAUGCAAGUGCAGCUAACAAUCUGUUCCAGAUAAAACUGUUAAACUUGAUGCUGUUGCAAACAAUCAAUCAAUGUUUACAUUUCCUGUCUAUUAGGAAUGGAACUGCCAUGAUGGAUUCAUCCGUUCAGCUAAUUUUUGGUUUGCUCUUCCUCUCAUGAACUGACUUGACAAAGCUUAUCUUUUCACGUUUUACUAAUCUGCGUCAUGACGUUAUUCCAGCAGACUUACUCAGACUCGGGUCUUCAUACUUUGCUGCAGUAGGACAAACUAAAGCUUCUGUGUAAAUUUUGAUUUGCUGUUGAUCUGAGACCCUUAAAAGUACAAAUGAGGGGAUGCUCCGCCAUCAGAUGAGGUAAACCAAGAAAUGAUGGUCAUUCAGUGCUAAAUUAUAGUUUCGCUGAAAUUACACUGACAUUAGCAGUUUUUCUAAGAGGCCUUUCAUAGUUAACCGCUAUGAAUGGUAAUAGGUUCUGAGAUUGCAGAUAAGCUUUCUUCAAAGAGGAGUAUUUAAUGUGCACAAGUUUUCAUGCAAAGUCUGGACUAUUUAUUAAACAUUGCUUGACUUUCUGGUUGAACUCUAAAGAGGACAGGGCAAGGAUAAUGUGUUUCAUUAAGUUUUCCAGCGGUUACUAUGCGACACUUAACUAAACUAGAAAUAACCCCAAACACAAACAGACCCAGAAUAGUAACAAGUACUCACUCUGCCAAAUGAAAGCUAUAACAAACAAAACAGGUAAUCAGAGGCAGAAUCAAAAGCCAGAUAGAAAAUGUAUUGCCCAGUAAAAUUAAAGUUGUCAGUCUGCAUCUCCUCAGGCUGCUUCAUGCUGCUAUAGUGACAGAAAUCCUUUUUCUUUUUCACAGUGAGGUUUACACUCACAAUCAAAUUUCCAAAGACAUUUUUCCUCCUGAGCUCCUGGUGAUUUAUGACCUUCUCUGAGGAGGCAAAGCGUGGCUCCUCUUGUUUUGCAAUCUGCAGAGUUUCACUGUGUUUCUUCACGAUAGUUCGAGUUAGGGCCUUCUUUGGAUUUGAUAGCACUUUGAGUUUGAUUUAUUUUUGUCUUCUUUCAUAUAAAACUUAAAAGCCACAAGUCUAAAGUUGAUACUUUGUACUUUAUGUUUGUUUGUCUCCAUCAAACAGUCUGAGUUUUUCCAAUGUUAAAUGUUUUUGUCAAACCCUGGACGUAAAUAUCUUGUGUCUCUGUCCUCUCUGAAUGUCUGAUCCGGGAAUUUAUUCUAAUGAUAAUUAGUUUUUACAGAUGCUUUUAUCCAAGGCCAUUUUGAAAUAUAGACGUCCUGUUUAAUACAGCAGAUUUAGCUUUGGUUUAAACUGCUGCCAACCAGCUGUAUGUUUGAUCAAGACACACAAACACAGUUUAACCCUCCACCAGAGCUUUGAACCCACACUGAGCCUUUUUGGCCCGGUCCUCUUCUGAGCAAUGCCCACUGCUGCUAAUCCAUCCGUGCGUGUUGUUUUCCUCUGGAUCAUUUUAUGGAGGAGUAGAAGAAAGAGGACAUGAAACACUUCUGCAUGUUCAUUAUGCUUUAUUAAUACCACAGUGUCACCUUGCACAUGAGGUACAUAAACGGUAACCUGAAACAGAGACCCUCCUUGUCCCCUCUGUGGCAAAUCUCUCUGCAUGUGGACCUCAUCUGAGUUAUUCACUAAUUGACUAUUUACAGGCUCGAGGAAAGCUCUAAUGGACUUGAUAUUAAAUCCCCCUCUGAUAUUUAAAGUGUCUUUUUGGAGUAGAUUGCCGAAAAACCCAGGCUUUUUUCUUUUUUACAAGAGGACCAAGUUAAGCCCGUCAGAGCGUCAAAAUGGGCCAGCCGAGCCCAGGCGGCUGUUAGACGGGAUUAUGGGACGACAGUAGGCGAGGGCAGGACGAUGCAGGGGAGAAGGGAACGUCCAGAUCUCUCUUCAAUCACUUCCAGAUGGACUGCAGACCCAGGGUCUCUCACCAGGGAACUGGCUCAGCCUGGUUAACUUGUGCUCCAUAAGGGGCUUAAACUUGGCUUCUUUCUAAUGAGAUUGACUGAGGUUUUAUGUGGAAAGUUAGAUAACAUAAAUUUCAAUUUGCCUGCUCUGUCCUUUAAUGCAUUUUUCAGCCUUUGACCAAAAUUCUUGGGCCAUUAAACUGCAGUCGGGGAUCUUCGGUGUAAACUUCAGAACUUCAGAUAACCUUUCUCUCAACCCUCUCUGUUUUUAUGGGACAGAAUUUUAAGGUUCAAGAUACAAGAUUUGGUACAUUUGUCAAUUUUCUUUUAUAUCUCUAUAUAUAAAAAACAAAAAUUCUGUUAUCCCAACCCAGAGAAGUGUGACCAAAAACAUACAUUAAAAAGCACUCUCUGUAUUAAAUGAAUGGUGACAUACAACUGAAAACACACAGUUGUACGUCUAUGAUUAAAGUUUCACAUUUUAUAAAGGCCAGAGGUAACGUAUAGAAACCUACUCUAUGUGGACAUCUUCACUGUUUUUGUGUUGAGAAUGAUUCUGCUUGUUCACUUCAUAUGUUUUUAUUCAUCCUGUCAUGUUUGCACUGACUGCAUAAUAAAGAUAACAUCACCCUCACUCACUCACUCACUUACUGUGGACUUUACCGAAUAUUUUCUGCUUCAUCGGAUUGGCUCAGGCUUGGAAAUUUUUGAGUUUUUUUCUGAGUUUUGUGCACGGGCACACAUACAGCUGGAUUACAUGUAUUGGUUAUCAACCAUAAGCAUUGUUUCAUGUUUUUUACAGAUCUGGUUGGCCCCAGCAGCAGUCUGGUUCUGCCCUCACAUUCACAUCGAAGGCUGA